Messenger RNA from Coregonus sp. 'balchen', 46877 nucleotides. The record is from the annotation of a GenBank genome assembly. NCBI's taxonomy places the organism in Eukaryota, Metazoa, Chordata, Actinopteri, Salmoniformes, Salmonidae.
AUGGGAUAUAAAACGGAACUUGGAUGCUGUUUCUUUGUGAUAUUCACAUAUUCUCUCAUAUCCAGGUGUCGAACGAAUAUGGAAAAUAAUAUCACAGUUGCGGUGAUGCUUCCCGAUAAUUACCACAAGUAUCCCUGGGCUUUGCCUCGGGUUUUCCCAGCAAUUCUUAUGGCGAAAGAGAAUCUCCAGAAGAAGCACGGACUUCUCCAAGGCCACUCUAUUCAACUCUUGAAUUUCAGCACAGAGGAUUCAACCGGUGUCUGCGCAGAAAAUAAGGCACAGAUUAUCGCCGUGGAUACCAAACUUUAUAAUAAACCAGAUGCUUUCUUUGGACCUGGGUGUGUGUAUUCAGUCGCCUCAGUUGGAAGAUUUGCAUCCCAUUGGAAACUCCCAUUGAUAACUGCAGGAGGAACAGCAUAUGGGUUUGAUAAAGGGGAAGAGUACAAAACGAUUGUGCGCACCGGACCCUCGACCACAAAACUGGGAGACUUCGCUAACAUUAUUCACGCGCACUUUAAUUGGACCUCUCGUGCCAUUCUGAUUUUCCAAGAUUUGAAAAAAGAUGACCGACCUCACUACUUCCUCUCUGAAGGAAUUUACCUAAAUUUGAAGGAUGAAAAUGUCACAGUUGAUGCCUUUCCAUAUGAAGACUCACCAAGCUAUUAUAAAGAAAUCAUUACUUUCAUGAAAGACCACGGAAGAAGUAAGUCCAUUAGUUGGCUGUUUCUACAUGUGCAAUAGUAGGUUGACGUUUAUUGUCAUGAGACUUGUCCUGGAGGCAGAACAGAGCGAUUUCCCCUUAGAUAGGCCAGCUGCAAAGUAUUUUGGCUAUAUUGUAAAAAUUCAUGAAAACAAAAAUGUGCUUUUUGACCUGCUGAUAUGGAAAUGUGUAUGUUGCCAUAAUACCUAGCUCCAAGAAUCUGAUCAGAUUUCCAAAAUGCAUGCAACAUUGGCUCGACAGUAAUAAGAUAAUAUUUGGGCCUUAAACUUUUAUUACUCUUGUCCACCUGCGUAUUUUCUGAAGAAGAAAAAAAGUGUGUGUCUCUCUCUCUGUGAUGCGCUCGUGGGUUCGUUCUUUUCCCGUUUUCAAGGGUCCCUGCAUGCAUUUUAACCGAACAUUUGAAUUAUUGUUUUAAAUAUUAUGUAUCUAGUAUUAAUGUUAAUUAAUUACAAUGGCCCCAUGUUAAUUUACAAUAUCUUGGAAUGUUGAUUCACAAAUCAUUAGGUUUUUAUUUGCAGCUCAUUCUAUUUAAAAGUUUGCCAUCCAUUUCAGAGCAAUUUAUAAGAAAUGCUUAUCGUUAGACAAUUAGUAGGCUAGCUCAAUAUAUUGAUUGUUUACCUAGUCUAAAAUCAUAUUGACACAUGGUAAUGACUGUUGUAGGAUAUGUUAUUACAUGUUUAUUAAAACUGUAGAUGUUUUUUUAAUGACCUUUUAUUAACCCAAAACUGUUUUAGAAAUGGUAAAAUAGUCAUCCAAACUUGUAAUUAGUUCAGAAAACCAUAUCCUAUACACAUCACAGUACAUUUACAUUACUUCAUAAUUUAGUGAUAAAUAGCAAAAUAUCCUUGUUAGUGAUGUUAAAAAAUGGGGAGAUGUUGUCUGUAGAGAUUGUCACAAUGAGACCAGAUGAAAGUGACAGUGCUGUUUGGCUGAUUAGACCUCUCUCUUAUAGACAGCAUGUUCUCUGAUUUUUUUGUUGGACAUGGCAAAUUACCAGUUGUGUUGGCAAAUCAAAGCUUGUCAUUGGUUAAAUUGUUUGAUACUAGUCAUUUGUGUGUGUUUGCUUUCUGUUAGUCAUCUCUCAAGUCAACAACUUCCUUGUUGAUUAUCUUAUCAACACGAUAAAGUGGUAUCAAUAUGGGUUUAUUUGAACCACGAUUUCACACAUUUUGGCUACAGGAUUUAAAGAAUUGGUAGCUUUCAAUUUUCAAUUCAUAUUUGUUGGCAACUCAGGGAAUCCAUAAAUAUUGGAAUGAAUGAUGUUAAUGAUAAAUUCUACUGACAUGGUUGCAUAAAUCACCUUGGACCUUAUCAUUAUACUGUAAUAUAAAAAUAUUGAUAAAAUACCAGUAGAAGGGAAUUGGAGUGAGAAUUGGAGUGAUGAAAGUCCAACAGAGAAACAUCAAUGCUGCUAAAAUCUAUGUUUAAUGUUCUGAAGCUGGCAAGUUAUAUUGAUGUUUGCUUUGGGCCAGAAAUGUUCUGUUUGUAGGAAACUUCUAAUGGUUAAAGUCCAUCUGGCAGAAGUAAAGGCACUGAACUCUUUCACAUCGUCUGGGAAGAUACUGACCUUCAGUUUUCUCAAUAACCCUAAAACAUUACUCUAACCACUAAAUGUUACUCUUGGCACACUUUUUUCAUCCAUAUUUAUUGUCAGGGUACUGAUUUAGAAAUCCAUGGAUCAGAACAUUAUAGAGUGACUCUGCACUAACCAACAUAGCACAGAUGGGACUGUGUGGCCGAUGAGUGAUUCUUGUAAAUGACUGGGUUUAUCCACUUGAAAAAACUAUUUUUCCAGCAGUAAGAUUAACAGAUAGUGCAAUAAACACUGCAUAUGGGGGUACCAAAUUGGUGUUAUAUCAGGAACAGGCACUUUGAAAGCUGCCAAACCUCUUAGCUUAAUUAUGGGCCCGCCCAUGGUGAGCUUGGGGUGACAGAAGCGAAUGGUUUUGUCAGGGCUUGUCCAGGCUAGGAGUUCUGGCUCGACAUUCCAUUCACUUUUAUCCCUAUGAGAUCACCAACAGAUAACCCCUGGGCUGUCAACCUUUACCUCAACUGUGUGGUCUCUCAUUUUGGUCAACGUCUUGACAAUGUCUAGUUUUGAUUUCAGUCGUUUUUUUCAGCCACUUGUUGUCAGGUACAGAUGUGUAAUGUAAAUUGAUGCAGUACAACACAGUCCUUCAUAUUUUGUCUUCUGAUGGGAAACCUUUUGAAGUCUGAUUAUUAGCAUCCUAUCAGAGUUGAAAAACGUAAUGGCCUUCGUUCAUGAAAAAAAACAUGACCUGCUUCAAAUGGACAAACCUUAACUCCUAGACUGAAUAAAAUCCCACUAGGUUGCCUCUGGAAAAGCUCACAACUUGAUGCUUUUCAGACUACUAAAAGCAUACAUACAGAGGAAGGAAAUGCCACACGGCUGAAAGGAAGAAUACAUCAAGCUGUGUUUUCUCUUUUGUGGAGGUACAUAUGUGAAUGUUUGUCGCAGACUUGAAAAAGCUACAUGAGUGCUAACAAGGGUGCCCACAUAAUGGAGCUAAGGUACAGUAUAGCCCCCUCACUGUAAUCACACAAAAUGAGUUUCCUCAUAGUUGGAAAUGUGUUUAUAGAAGUUGUGUACUAUCUUCCUGGAAGAGAUCAAAAACAUGCGAUGAAGGACAGUAUCCAAGUCCUCUUACGAGAGUUAUUAAAGUCCCUCUAACAUGACAACAUAAUGGUCUAGAAUAUAAGUAUCAAAAACGCUCUCUGUCAUAUUUGUAUAACACUGUAAGUAAGAUACACAUUUCACAAAACACCAAAGUUGACUAGUUUCUAAACAUGCAAUUUUGCAGAGACUGUUUUAUUGGUCUUUUUUCAAGCGUCCCACCUGAAAAAAAGACUGAAAUUGAAUGUAUUCAUUGUUUAGACUAUGAUGUUCUUGAUUAUGAACAGAUUAUGGGAUGCGCUGAAUAGUGCAGCAUUAAGGUUCUCUGCUUGUUGAUGUUGUGUGAGUCAUUGGAGAGAAUGCAGCCUUGUACUAGAAAUGUUAAAUUCAGACGAGGUGGGUUGUUUGCCAUCUUUGUCUGCCACAAAGUGAAACAAAAUGUACCAAACAAUUUGAAGUGCUUUGUAUUAAGUUAAGCCCAGGCAGAUCCUUAUGAUUUCUACAACACAGGAGGACUUUUCCCCUGCCUUUUUGUACAUUUGUUUUGGACGAUGUCCAGGAGACAGCAGGACUACUUGGCAUGGCUCCUUGUGAGCUGUUUUGGAAGAGAUGAGAGUUGGGGUCUGAGUGGUGUUCUGUGCCGACAUUGGUCUAACACUCUAGGAAAUGUCUGCUAACUGGGAGGACUGCCUUAGAGCUGGCAGAAGUCACUCUGACAUAUGCAGUGAAUGGAAAUAAUGCCUAUAGACAUGCUGUCCAUGGAGUAGACGGCAUGCAAACAGAAUGGGAUUGUGUAAUGUAGACAGGCGUACAGCACAGACAGCUUUUACACACUGUAAACACACAUGCACACUCCCCUUAAAUAGCACACACACAAAUGUGCACCUUCAGUAGGUCUACCUACACAUGCUUCCUCAUAACUGCAAUCCCACAAAAGUUACAGAUUUGGAUUGAUUUCAUAUCUAUGGUUCAUAUCUAGAUCUAGUCUACCAAUAAUAAGAGCAACUGCAAUUCACAGAAUAGUGCUAACAUAAUUCACAUAAAAACAGGGAUAAGAAACCUUUGUGUUGUGUUUUUGUCUUCCCUACAGUUGUGUAUAUCUGUGGGCCUCCGGACACGUUUCUGAGUAUCAUGAAGCUUUUCCAGAGUGAGAUCCCAGACCCUGAGAACUACGCCAUCUUCUAUCUGGACGUGUUUGCUGAAAGCCUAACGGAGCGCAAGCCCUGGCUGAACAACGACAGCCUCUGGAUUGAUCCCAUCAAGGUCUUCAAGGUAAACUGCACAGACAGAGAGUUGGACAGAUAGAGAAAUAUUCCCUCCGUUGAUCCCUUUCAUUCAUUACAUUUUGCUAAUUUAACUUAUCAGAGAAAACUUUUUUAGUAUGUAAAUGUAAAUGUAGUAAUUGUGUCCAAAUACUCUGUCAAUUAUUUGGUGGUGAGCUGUCAGAGCCUUUCCCCUUCUGUCAUUGGAACCAGACAAGUUUACUAGUCUGAAACUGCCAUUUGGCAUGUGAAAUGGAUGUCUCUCACUCAGGAAAUUGAAUUCAAAGCCUCUACUUCGUGUGUGCAUCACUGGCCUGUCCAUCAACAGAAUCAUUCCACAUCCCUCUGUUCCAACUGAACCUGUAUCAAAGGGAACACAAAGUUCACCAAGUUGAGUGAAGGUUGACCGACGUGUAUGAAUUACUGUAAAGUAGUGCUGAGCGAUUAACCAACAUUUCAUUUGAACCGAGCGACAUCGGUUCAAUUACUUGAAUUCCAUUGAGUACUUAAUUUUUUGUGAGCCAAUGCGUUUCUUUAGAGAGAAAUGAAAUUAUUAAUGAGUGCAAUCAUGCCAAGAACUAUGUGGGACGCUGGACUGAAGGGAGUUUUAGUUUUCAUUAAGCAAAUAUUCAACCUAGUUCAACGCAAGAACGUGGUAAUUAACUACAAUGACCAUAAUCCAUUGUGCCUGUUUUUUCCAGCUCGGACCGAGAUGGAUACACUUUUACGCCUGGUAUGUUAGGUUAGAUACACACAGACCGCAUGAGAAAGGAAUGUACACAACACAACCAAAAGAGGGAUAGAGACAGUGUGUGAAUGUAUGCCUUAUUUACUUUAAAGAAGUACAAUUAUUUCGUCAGACAGCUCUGCAGCAUGCUUAGGCAGGCUAGCCUAGAUAAAUAGGAAUACUAAAGGCAGGACAGUAUUUGGGGAGCACAGAGAACGUUGUUUGGCUGCUACUGCCUGAGCAGAGAUGAGAUGAUGACUUUAAGGAAUUAAAAAUAAUAAAGUCAUCAAAUAAAAAUUCAGUAAUAUACACACUAAAAUAUUUAAUUAUUUCAUAGUAACUUCCUAUUUUUCAAUUGAUGUCUACCCAAUGUGGACCUGAUGGAGACAAUGGAAUAUUUUCAAUGUUUUGGCUUUGGAAUUUCCAUUAAAAAGCUAACAAAUCAUUUUAAUGUCAUUAUUUCAUCAUGCCUAUGAUAACAAUGAGUUGUCCCACAAAUUCCAAACGGAAAUUGCAAUGUGCAGAUGGAUAAAGCUUUUAUUUGAAUCACUGUUAAGUAAAAUGAGAGCGCUUCUCUGAUCAACGUGAUAACGAAGUAAAACUUCAUAAUGGUUCCGACUCGGCAUGCAAUAAUCUGUAGAAAGGUCAUAAUUCUUCCCUGCCUCCUCUCCGUCUCUGCUCGGAGGACUUUAAUGAUUAGAUGGAGUUAAUAAAGGAGAUAAUGUGUUUUCAGCUAAAAGCCACUUAGUCCUACAUAUUGAUGUGUUGAGAAAUAAGUAAGUGGGGGGUACAGAUGCUUCUCUCCCAAUUUGGUCGUUAAAUGUCACUGAUUACGCUGCAGUUACUAUAGACAGUAUCGGAAAUAAUGACGUUGAACUCCUAAUGAAAGGCACUACAAAUGGCUUUGGAUUGAUAAAGACAAGGUAGGCUUAUUAACUUGACUGAAAAAGUGUGUGCUAUUUUCUGGUAAUUGCAGGUCUUUUUUCUGAAGCGUUACAAUAAUAAGGCUAGAUAUAGCAGACACAACAUGAAGGCACUUAGAUGGAGAUAGAUAAGCUAUUUGUAAAGCACUUUGUUGAGACCCAAUACAUAGUUAAAAUUGAUGCCUCUGCUUGUGAUAUACCUUCUAAUAUUUGUAACAUAAGAUUUUGGCCCUCUUUUACUGAUUAUACAACAUCUUAAUUUGACUACAAGCAGUAACAUGAUUUCUGGCAAUAUGCAGCUCAUAGAACGUUGAUUGCUUUUGGAAGUUAGUUGUCGAUUGUUUAUCAUUACUGUGUCUGACCAUUCAGCCAGAUUUAGCCUAUAUCAAUAAUAACAAGGCAAAGUGCAAGUGAAAACUCAACUGAUGACCAUAGAUUAAAUCUUUGGCCGAAACUGUGCUUUUUCAUCCAAACAAUAUGCCUCCAUCCAAAUAUAAUCAAACAAUGUCACAACUGUGGUCUAAUAGCAAUUUGUAAAAAGUGGUGCAAAUAGAACAUUUGGUAAACAUAAGCAAUAUACAGAGUUACCACAGCUGCUCUUCUGAGUUUUUGCCCUAGUCUUCAAGACAUGUCCAUAAGUUUAAGUGCAUUUGGACACAGCUAAUUGUGCAUUCUUCACCAUAAAUGUUGUUGCUGUUUACUCAUAAGGGACUGUUCAUUAGACUGUUUGGAUUAUAAAAUAGGAUAAAUCUGUUCAUUAUUAAUCCUACUUAAAAGCAUUUCAAAUUACAUUUGAAUCAUUUACAUUUCCACCCAGUAGAAAAUCACUCUGCAUGCCAUGAUUAUAAAUCUUGAAGAAGAAAAGGAGAGCUGCACACUCUAGGAGCUCAGAUGCAAUAAUUUUAUAACCUAAUAACCAACGUUUCGACAGACAAGCUGUCUUCAUCAGGGUAUAAUGACAAACACUGCGGGUCACUAGUUUAUACAGUGUCAAAGGACACACACAGGUGUCUGUAAUCAUGGCCGGGUGUGGCCUGAUAUCAUUGGUUAAUUCACAGAUAAACAGAACAUACAAAAAACAUGAAUGGAUAGCAUACGAUCAUAGAUUAAACUUGGCUACAUAGGCCCACAAACAUUUUACAAUGAAAUGAUUACAGACACCUGCGUGUGUCCUUUGACACUAUAUAAACUAGUGACCCGCAGUUUGUCAUUAUACCCUGAUGAAGACAGCUUGUCUGUCGAAACGUUAGUUAUUAGGUUAUUAAAUUAUUACAUCUGAGCUCCUAGAGUGUGCAGCUCUCCUUUUCUUUUUCAAGUGCUCUACUCCGUUAGCCAGCACCUCACCUAAAUAGGUGUGUGUUUCUUUCGCCUCCAAAUGAUUAUAAAUCUGUCAUAGUUGGUACAUGUUUAUGAUGCUCUGGGUGUAAUUCCCCAGUAAUCUUCUACUUUCUCAUUGUUGUCUCUUUCUUUCUCCCAGUCUGUGUUGGUAAUAACAUACAGGGAGCCUGAUAAUCCAGAGUACAAAGAGUUUCAAGAUGAGCUCCACAUUAGAGCUCAGAAGGACUUUGAUGUGAACAUAGAACCCUCUCUGGUAAGUUGUUUGAAAUCCUGCCACAGCUAAGCCACUGCCAUAAAAGAGAUCAUUUAUGCAUAGUAAUUAAUGGAUUUCUUUGAUUCAUUAAAUACUUGACUCCUUCUUUGUGAAGAUUAAUGGCGUUUUGGCAGUCUAACUGGGCUCAACCAGAUAUUUAAAUAGAGACAGCCAGGGAGUAGAGCCAUGCCUAUAGGGGUCAAGGUAGAAUUCCAGGCAAAUAGUAAACAAAAGCUGCAUAUGUGAAUGAAGAUCAUGAAGACUACUCUCUUGCUGGCUGAUGUUGAUCCAAGAUGGCGUUGCAGUGCGGUCGUGUAUUCUGUUGUGUUCUCGUGUAAAUAGACAGUUUUUUUUUGUCUUUUUUUGUAUAUAUUUCUCUAUCUCACUUUCCAUCCUUUAACUAAAUAUACUUUCCUGCAACCCGCCUCACCCAAUGUGGAACAGAUUCUAUUAUUUCUUUAUACCUUUUAUCAAGAACCUAUGGCUGAAACUAGCCAGCUAGCCAGCUAACUAGCUACUUGCUAUUAGCCACCGUUAGUGGUCUUCACCACUGUCCGUGGCCUGCACUACCUACCAGCCAGCUCUAGCCUGGACAAUUAUUGACCAGUCUGCACAGCGUGCUAUCGACCCAGAGCAUAUCGGAUUUUCUGCGGGAAUCACUGAAUCACUGGACCUUAACACCGGAUCAUCGCAACUAGCUAGCUGCAACCGAAUGGCUGUUGUUGGCUAAUUCACCACUGUCCCGAUGCACCAGUUAGCCUUGAGCUAGCCUCGAGCCAGGCCCAUCUCCCGGCUAUCUACCUCUCUGUCAACCGGACAGGACCUCCUAGUGUCGACACGGAGCCCCGCCGAUCUAUCACGACUGGUCUGCCGACGUAAUCGUCUGAUGUGGUUUCAACAGGCUUCCCGUUGCGACGACCACGAAGAUCCAUCUGCUAUCCCCGGCCCGCUAGCACGCGCAAUCAACAGCCGUGCCUCCUGCUCGCCUGUGCAGUAGCUGCCUACGAACUGCUCCCAGACUUACCUAUUGCUAUUCACUGGACCUUAUGAUCACUCAGCUACACAGCUGAUGACUGCUGGACUGUUUCUUUACACGGUACUCCAUCUUGUUUAUCUGUUUAGCCUCAGCCCAAACUUUCGUUGCCAUUACCAGUUGUUGUUUUAGCCCUCUCGAAUAACACCUGUGAUUGCGUUAUGCCUCUCUCCCAUGUCAAUAUGCCAAGCCUAUUGCUGUUUGGGUUAGUUCUUAUUGUACUAUUUCACUGUAGAGCCCCCAGUCCCGCUCAACCUGCCUCAGAUAGCUCCUUUGUCCCACCCCCCCAUACACGCAGAGACCGGCUCAAUCGGUACCUCCAGUGAUGCUAUAUGUACUAUGUACUCAUAUCCUUCCAUAUCCUUGUCUGUACAUAAUGCCCUGAAUCUAUUCUACAACGCCCGGAAAUCUGCCCCUUUUAUUCUCUGUACCCAACGCACUUGAAGACCAGUUCUUAAAGCUUUUAGCCGUAUUCCUUAUUCUAUUCCUCCUCUGUUCCUCUGGUGAUGUAGAGGUUAACCCAGGCCCUGUAGCCCCCAGUAUCACUCCUACUCCCCAGGCGCUAUCAUUUGUUGACUUCUGUAACCGUAAAAGCCUUGGUUUCUUGCAUGUUAACAUCAGAAGCCUCCUCCCCAAGUUUGAGUUAUUCACUGCAUUAGCACACUCUGCCAACCCUGAUGUUCUAGCAGUGUCUGAAUCCUGGCUUAGAAAGGCCACCAAAAAUUCAGAAAUGUCCAUCCCGAACUACAACAUUUUCCGUCUAGAUAGAACUGCCAAAGGGGGCGGAGUUGCAAUCUACUGUAGAGAUAGCUUGCAGAGCUCUAUCAUACUAUCCAGGUCUGUGCCCAAACAGUUUGAGCUUCUACUUCUAAAAAUCCACCUUUCCAGAAAUAAGUCUCUCACUGUUGCCGCUUGCUACAGACCCCCCUCAGCCCCCAGUUGUGCCCUGGACACCAUAUGUGAAUUGCUUGCCCCCCAUCUAUCCUCAGAGUUCGUACUGCUUGGUGACCUAAACUGGGAUAUGCUUAACACCCCGGCCGUCCUACAAUCUAAACUAGAUGCCCUCAAUCUCACACAAAUGAUCAAGGAACCUACCAGGUACAACCCUAAAUCCGUAAACAUGGGCACCCUCAUAGAUAUCAUCCUGACUAAUUUACCCUCUAAAUAAACCUCCGCUGUCUUCAACCAGGAUCUCAGUGAUCACUGCCUCAUUGCCUGCAUCCGUAAUGGGUCCGCGGUCAAACGACCACCCCUCAUCACUGUCAAACGCUCUCUAAAACACUUCAGCGAGCAGGCCUUUCUAAUUGACCUGGCCCGGGUAUCAUGGAUGGAUAUUGACCUCAUUCCGUCAGUGGAGGAUGCCUGGAUGUUCUUCAAUAGUGCUUUCCUCUCCAUCUUAAAUAAGCAUGCCCCAUUCAAAAAAGGCAUAACUAAGAACAGAUAUAGCCCCUGGUUCACCCCAGACUUGACUGCCCUUGACCAGCACAAAAUCAUCCUGUGGCGUACUGCAUUAUCAUCGAACAGCCACCGCGAUAUGCAACUUUUCAGGGAAGUCAGGAACCAAUAUACACAAUCCGUUAGGAAAGCAAAGGCUAGCUUUUUCAAACAGAAAUUUGCAUCCUGUAGCACUAACUCCAAAAAGUUUUGGGACACUGUAAAGUCCAUGGAGAAUAAGAGCACCUCCUCCCAGCUACCCACUGCACUGAUGCAGUGGUCCUCUGUAGCUCAAUUGGUAGAGCAUGGCGCUUGUAACACCAGGGUAGUGGGUUCGAUCCCCGGGACCACCCAUACGUAAAAAUGUAUGCACACAUGACUGAAAGUCGCUUUGGAUAAAAGCGUCUGCUAAAUGGCAUAUUAUUAUUAUUUAUUAUUAUGCUAGGAAUCACUGUCACCACCGAUGAAUGUACGAUAAUCGAGAAUUUCAAUAAGCAUUUUGCUACGGCUGGCCAUGCUUUCCACCUGGCUACCACUACCCCGGCCACCAGCUCUGCACCCUCCGCUGCAACUUGCCCAAGCCCCCCCCUCCCCCGCUUCUCCUUCACCCAAAUUCAGAUAGCUGAUGUCCUGAAAGAGCUGCAAAAUCUGGACCCCUAGAAAUCAGCUGGGCUAGACAAUCUGGACCUUUUCUUUCUAGAAUUAGCUGCCGAAAUUGUAGCAACCCCUAUUACUAGCCUGUUCAAACUCUCUUUCGUAUCGUCUGAGAUCCCCAGAGAUUGGAAAGCUGCCGCGGUCAACCCCCUCUUCAAAGGGGGUGACACUCUAGAUCCAAACUGUUACAGACCUAUAUCCAUCCUGCCUGCCUUUCGAAAGUAUUUGAAAGCCAAGUUAACAAACAGAUCACCGACCAUUUAGAAUCCCACCGUACCUUCUCCGCUAUGCAAUCUGGUUUCCGAGCUGGUCAUGGGUGCACCUCAGCCACGCUCAAGGUCCUAAACGAUAUAAUAACCGCGAUUGAUAAAAGACAGUACUGUGCAGCUGUCUUCAUCGACCUGGCCAAGGCUUUUGACUCUGUCAAUCACUGCAUUCUUAUUGGCAGACUAAAUAGCCUUGGUUUCGCAAAUGACUGCCUCGCCUGGUUCACCAACUACUUCUCAGAUAGAGUUCAAUGUGUCAAAUUGGAGGGCCUGUUGUCUGGACCUCUGGCAGUCUCUAUGGGGGUGCCACAGGGUUCAAUUCUCGGGCCGACUCUAUUCUCUGUGUAUAUCAAUGAUGUCGUUCUUGCUGCUGGUGAUUCUCAGAUCCACCUCUAUGCAGACGACACCAUUUUGUAUACAUCUGGCCCUUCAUUGGACACUGUGUUAACAAACCUCCAAACGAGCUUCAAUGCCAUACAACACUCCUUCCGUGGCCUCCAACUGCUCUUAAACGCUAGUAAAACUAAAUGCAUGCUCUUCAAUCGAACGCUGCUUGCACCCGCCCGCCCGACUAGAAUCACUACUCUCGGCAGGUCUGACUUAGAAUAUGUGGACAACUACAAAUACCUAGGUGUCUGGUUAGACCGUAAACUCUCCUUCCAGACUCACAUUAAGCAUCUCCAAUCCAAAGUGAAAUCUAGAAUCGGCUUCCUAUUUCGCAACAAAGCGUCCUACACUCAUGCUGCCAAACAUGCCCUCGUAAAACUGACUAUCCUACCGAUCCUUGACUUCGGCGAUGUCAUUUACAAAAUAGCUUCCAACACUCUACUCAGCAAAUUGGAUGUAGUCUAUCACAGUGCCAUCCGUUUUGUCACCAAAGCCCCAUAUACUACGCACCAUUGUGACCUGUACGCUCUCGUUGGCUGGCCCUCACUACAUAUUCGUCGCCAAACCCACUGGCUCCAGGGCAUCUAUUUUAUUUAAUUAACAUUUUUAUUUUACCUUUAUUUAACUAGGCAAGUCAGUUAAGAACAAAUUCUUAUUUACAAUGACGGCCUACACCGGCCAAACCCGGACGACGCUGGGCCAAUUGUGCGCCGCCCUAUGGGACUCCCAAUCACGGCCGGUUGUGAUACAGUCUGGAAUCGAAACCAGGGGAGGAAUGGCGGCCUAGAAGUGAUCUAUAAAUCACUUCUAGGCAAAUCCCCGCCUUAUCUUAGCUCAUUGGUCACCAUAGCAACACCCACCCGUAGUAUGCGUUCCAGCAGGUAUAUCUCACUGUGUCACGUUCGUUUAAUGACGGGUCAGACCAAGGCGCAGCGUGAUAUGCGUACAUGUUUAUUUUUACUGUUAAACACACGACAAAACAACGAAGGAAACGAAACGUGAAGUUCAAGGUAGCACACACAACAUACCUUAACCGGAACAAGAUCCCAAAAACUAGACUGUGCCAAUAGGCUGCUUAAGUAUGGUCCCCAAUCAGAGACAACGAGCGACAGCUGCCUCUGAUUGGGAACCACACCGGCCAACAUAGAUCCACACAUGCUAGAUAUACAACAUAGAAUAUAUACAAACAAAGAAUAUACACACCCUGACUCAACAUAUAAGAGUCCCCUGAGUCAGGGCGUGACAGUACCCCCCCCCCCCCCCCCCCCCCCCCAAAGGUGCCAGACUCCGACCGCACAACAUAAACAUAACAGGGUAGGGGCCGGGUGGGCAUUCCGCCUCGGAGGAGGAUCCGGCUCGGGGCGUGACGACCUCUCACUCUCCGCCUCCCUGUUGCGCCCCUGGUCUGGUCUGGACCUCGGCGCGCUACUUCCCCUCUCCUUCCUCCCACGAUACGCCAGGCCCAGUCUGGACCCUGGUGUGGAAGACCCCGAACCUGGAGAGGGGCUGACGUCAUGGUCUGGACUGGAGCCGCUGACCGGAGCUGGACUUGGCACCGGUGGAGCGGACUGCUCUGGCUCCGGAGUGGAGCCGCUGACCGGAGCUGGAUCAGGCACCGGUGGAGCGGACUAAUCUGGCUCCGGAGUGGAGCCGCUGACCGGAGCUGGACUGGACCCCGGUGGAGCGGACUGCACUGGCUCCGGAGUGGCGCAGCUGACCGGAGCUGGAUCAGGCACCGGUGGAAUGGGCACGGGCCGUGCUGGACUGGACAAAAACACCACUGGUCUGGUGCGAAGAGCAGGCACGGGCCGGACCUGACUAGGAACACGCACCAUUGGCUUGGUGCGAGGGGCAGGAACGGGCCGGGCCGGACUGGCGACGCGCACACUGGCUUGGUGCGAGGAGCAGGAACAGGCCGGGCCGGUGCGACGCGCACCACUGGCUUGGCGAGGACAUGAACAGGCCGGGCCGGGCUGGCGACGCGCACCACUGCUUGGUUCGAGGAGCAGGAAACAGGCCGGGCCGGCUGGCGAGCGCACGCCCACUGGCUUGGUGCGAGAGCAGCGAGGGGAACACAGGAAAACAGGCCGGCGGGCUGGCGACGCGCACCACUGGCUUGGUACGAGGAGCAGGAACAGGGCCGGAGCCGGGCUGGCGACACGCACCACUGGCUUGUGCGAGGGGCAGGAACGGGCGGGGCGCCGUACUGGGAACACGCACCACUGGCUUGGUGCGGGGAGCAGGAACGGGCCGGACCGGACUGGCGACACGCACCACUUGCUUGGUGCGAGGAGCAGGACUGGGUUCCUUUGUUAACCCCCGCUCCUUCUGCUGCCUAACCAGCUCCUCUCGCCGUGCCUCUACUCUUUCCUUCUCCCUUUUAGCCUCCUGUAGCGCCUCCCUCUGACCGAAUAACUCCUGCUCCCUCUGAACCAAUAGCCCCCGUAACAUGGUGGCCUCCUCUCCUAACCUGCAGAUCCGCCCUUUAAUGGCCUCCUGCUGCCUCGUCGUCCACACCGUGUGCCCCCCCAAAAAAUGUUUCUUGGGGUUGCCUUUCGGGUCUCCGUCGUCGGCACUGUUGGCGCCGUUUCUCCUCUCCUACCUGGGCAUCCUCCUUCAUCGCCCUCCGAUAAUGGACGGCCUCCUCCUCCGUAAUUCUCCCCCAACCGAGGAGGACAUCUACUAACGUAACCUCCUGUUGAGUCCCAGGCGUUUGCUCCUUCUCGGCACGCUGCUUGGUCCUUGUUUGGUGGGAUCUUCUGUCACGUUCGUUUAAUGACGGGUCAGACCAAGGCGCAGCGUGAUAUGCGUACAUGUUUAUUUUUACUGUUAAACACACGACAAAACAACAAAGGAAACGAAACGUGAAGUCCAAGGUAGCACACACACAACAUACCUUAACCGGAACAAGAUCCCACAACUAGACUGUGCCAAUAGGCUGCUUAAGUAUGGUCCCCAAUCAGAGACAACGAGCGACAGCUGCCUCUGAUUGGGAACCACACCGGCCAACAUAGAUCCACACAUGCUAGAUAUACAACAUAGAAUAUAUACAAACAAAGAAUAUACACACCCUGACUCAACAUAUAAGAGUCCCCUGAGUCAGGGCGUGACACACAGGUCAUCCCCAAAGCCUACACCUCCUUUGGCCGCCAUUCCUUCCAGUUCUCUGCUGCAAAUGACUGGAACGAAAUGCAAAAAUCUCUGAAGCUGGAGACACUUAUCUACCUCACUAACUUUAAGCAUCAGUUGUCAGAGCAGCUUACCGAUCACUGCACCUGUACACAGCCAAUCUGUAGUUAGCCCACCCAACUACCUCAUCCCCAUAUUGUUAUUUACAUUGUUAUUUAUUUUGCUCAUUUGCACCCCAGUAUCUCUAUUUGCACAUCAUCUUCUGCACAUCUAUCACUCCAGUGUUAAUACUAAAUUGUAAUUAUUUUGCACUAUGGCCUAUUUAUUGCCUUACCUCCAUAACUUACUACAUUUGCACACACUGUAUAUAGAUUUUCUACUGUGUUAAUGACUGUACGUUUUGUAUAUUCCAUAUGUAACUGUGUUGUUGUUGUUUUUAUCGCACUGCUUUGCUUUAUCUUGGCCAGGUCGCAGUUGUAAAUGAGAACUUGUUCUCAACUGGCUUACCUGGUUAAAUAAAGGUGAAAUAAAAAAUUUAAUAAAAAUGUACAGACCUCCGUUCCUUUCAGAUGGAUUUCAUUGCUGGCUGCUUCUAUGAUGGCUUUGUGAUGUAUGCUAAGGCCUUGGAGGAGACACUGGCGGAGGGGGGCUCCCAGAACGAUGGAAUCAACAUCACACAGAGGAUGCAAAACCUGCGAUUUUGGGGUGAAUAUUAUGAGUUGAUCAUAGUGCUGCUUUUAGUUGACUUUGCAUUCAUCCAUUUUGUGUCAGUUGGGUAGGAAAGAGGUCUAGAAUUUUUUUAACCCGUUUUUGCCAUUAUGACUGAUAUGAAAGGUCUAAAUGUUAAGGUUUUCUGUGUUUAAGGGGUUACAGGACUUGUGACCACAGACAAAAACAAUGCCAGGAACACUGAUUUCAACCUCUGGGCAAUGACAAACCAGGAAUCUGGAGAGUAUGGGGUAAGUGAUACUUCUGCAGGUAGAUCAAUUUAAGCAAGACAUUUACAUUUUAGAAGACACUCUUAUCCAGAGCGACUUACAGUUAGUGAGAGCAUAAAUUUUUCAUACUGGCCCCCCGUGGGAAAUGAACCCACAACCCUGGCGUUGCAAGCACCAUGCUCUACCAACUGAGCUAUAGCUUUGCUAUUUUAGAAUCCACUCACAAAAAGACACAACUUGCAAUUUUGUUAUCAAGCUUUACAGUCAUGUUUACAGUCAUGGUAGUUAUUACUCUUCCAAAAAGGACCAAUAGUUUAUCAACAUUACACAAUUCAUUUGUUGCUAAUUUACCAUAGUGGUAAACCGGCCACCAUUAUUUUAUACUUCAUGCAAAUAUGUUCUGAUGAGUGGCCGUAUGUUCACUAUGACGAAGAUACUUUCAGGUUAGUUUUGAGUGUGACUUACAAGAGAAUCAAUAUGAGUUCCCCAAGUAAACAUUUGGCAUUAUCAAUGUGUUUUCCUAUGUGAACAUUCAAUAACAGUGUUCAUUUUCAAAUUCCUGCUUUUACAAUAUCCCACAUUUGGAGAUGAAGGAUGCAGAGCUAUUCUUUUAAAGAAUCUUGUUUAUUUAUUGUUUAUCGCUAUAGCCAACAUUUCCAUAUAAAUUGAUAUUUCUAAACUACAAAAAUAUCUGUUGUCAAAAUAUCAAUUUGUGCACUUUAUGAUUUAUAAAAAUGGAUUUCAAUAGUAAACUCAGUGACAAUAAAUAAUAACAGUGAAUGCGAGCAGUACUUUCGGGGGACUGGUCCAAUCUGUUCCAGAUGUUAGUUUUCUGUAAUUACUGUAACAAGAAUUUCCCUCGAUUCCUCUCCGCAUAGUGAAUUAUGUGGAGCUGAAAACCCAAUGCUUUGCUUGUGCAUUGCCAAUUUGCCAUCAAUGUAUUUAAAAGCAAAUGUUCAACAUCAUGCAAAGGCUAAGGGCUAUUACUGUUUGGGAGAUAUUCUGGGGUCCUGACUCUUAAUGAUAAGAUGUCUUGUGCUCUACAAACACUUCAUUGUGGUCCUCUGUAGCUCAGCUGGUAGAGCACGGCGCUUGUAACGCCAAGGUAGUGGGUUCGAUCCCCGGGACCACCCAUACACAAAAAUGUAUGCACGCAUGACUGUAAGUCGCUUUGGAUAAAAGCGUCUGCUAAAUGGCAUAUAUAUGUCUCUCUGAACUGUUCCAGAGUUGCUUUCUGGAGGACAAACAUUUUACCGAUCGAUCAGUGUCCACUAACCUAACCAAAACUCCCUGAUGUGAAUAAAUCACUGAAUAGAAAGACAUGGUUCUAUAGAAACCAGCAGCUAUUGAAGCCAUUGAUGACUGGUUGAGUUGAAUGGCCCUCCUGCUUCUCAACAAACUUUUACAACCUGCUUAGUUUUUAUGGCCCUCUCAGUGGGGCUGCCCUUCUCCUUCACAGACUGAGUAGCAGGGAGGACCCAACCCAACAUGCCUGUCUGGCCCCCCACUAGGGAGGCAGGCUAUAUUGACAUUCUCCAAUGGCUGGUUAGAGACAUAGGAGUCAUGUUUCACAAUGCCCUUCUGUGACAAGGGAAGCUAUUAACAGGGCUGGCAAAUGCCAUAUCAUCAAACAAAAAAACUCCCGCCGCCUGAGCUGAAAGACCUUUUUCAAAACUACUAAUUAGUUUGAAAAGUGCCAGUAAGUCAACGAUUCCCUGUCUUGCUUUAUACAUUAUUAUAUUUUAAUGUUGAACAUUUUAGUCAUAAAGUUAUUUAUUAUGGGCAUGCCCCCAAAACAUUCAUGCCAACCUUUUGAUUUCUUCACUGAUGGGCUUACAUGUUUUAAAGGCAUUGAAGGAGAGUAGCAGCUAUUUUAAUAUGCAGCUUUAAUGCUACUGUGAAUUUAAACAGGCUCUCAUUUUCAUAAUACUGUGUGGUGUGAUAUUUAUUUGAAGUGGGAGAAAAAGGGCUCAUUUUGAUUAUGUAACAUGCUCCAUAGUCAUCCCUCUGAAUGUAUCAUUUGGCCAUGGGAAUCGAGUUUGUAAACAAAGCAAAAACUUUUUCUUGGUGUUUUGCAGCUUGUGGCCCAUUACAAUGGAACUAACAAAGAGAUCAUCUGGUCCUCAACGGAGAGGAUUCAUUGGCCCAAAGGGAGCCCACCUCUGGAUAACCCACCGUGCGUCUUUUCUUCUGAUGAUCCAAUCUGCGUUGAUGGUAGGUCAAGUAGGCUGGCUCCUGUACAAGUGAUGAAUGGUUAAGUCAGGUGCUUAUAUAGUAUUACAGCAGUUUGAAUAAUUAUGUAAAAUGUUGUACCAUCUUUGUUGAUGCUAUUUCAUGUGCAACAUGGUUUUUCAUGGAAGGCAUGUAGAGAUGAAAACUUUGACUACUGUAUAAGGAGAAACACUUCUUAUGAAGAAAUGUACAUGUAUUAGAUAAUAAAGAAUAAUUAGGUAGGCCACUGCAAUGAAGUGAUAUGGUAUCUAUAGAUAAUGAAUGAGUGGGAGGGUGAUGAGAAGCAACAAUCUCUCCAACAAGUGGAGUCCAUCCAUGAUUAAUUAUCUGAUGUGUGAGUCUGGCUGUUUGUCGCCAGUGGUGUAGGAGGAAGACCGGAGGGAGACCAGCACAAUGAUAUACAGCAGGGUUCCCCAAUUGGCAUGAUUUUAUUUGGCCCCCCAAUUUUUGUUUUUCAAUAAACACUAAAAACACCAGCAAAUAAGCUCCAAGUGAUUUGGAUUUUGGAAAUCUUUUCCAAAGUAUUCCCGCGCAUAAUUGAGAGAUAGAUAUACAAUAUGUGAUCAUAUACAAAUGUAAGGUUUGAAAUCUGUUUGGGCUUCUUUCGGUCAAUUUGCAGUCAACAAAUUAUUAGUAAUUAUGUUCCGGCUCCCCGGCCAUCCGCUCAAGAAAAAAAUCAGCCCACGGGUGAAUCUAGUUGAUAUACAGUAUGCCUGGUGAACAAGGUUAAGAGACCAAAAGGAUCCUGCCUUGUUUAGGAAUGACCUUCUGACUCAAUUAGCAUGAGUUGGACUGAAGGGGAACUGGAAUGGAGCAACACAGAUGGUCACUUAAAGAAGAAUGGUUGAAAAAGGCACAUUUGAAAAUACUGAGGUGAUACAAGUGCUGUGUUAUAUAUAUCUUCAAGACGCCACAAGUUUGAGCUUAAUUUAUGCUAGUGUGGAAGUACAAUUCGUUAUUUUUUUUAGGAAUUUCAGGAUUGUUGAAAUGUUACUGGUGGAUAUUAUGUCUGUAAGUGCUGGCAAAUAUAGCAUACCCAAAUACAGAAUAUAUUAAUUUCAGGAACGUAUUGUGUGAUUUUUGAAAGCAUAAUUUGGUUCCCUGUAUUUUCAGCUCACCUUCCAGUGCUGGGGAUUGUAGCUGUUGGGUCUGGCUUAGCCCUCAUCAUUUUUGGAAUCUCCAGCUUCCUCAUUUACAGGUGAGUUGUUUGUUCACGCAGGCUUGAGCUCUGAAGACGGAGUAGUUGAAAUAAACAUAUUUCAUCUUGGAGGGAGAGAGAGAGCGGGAGAGCGAGAGAGCGAGUGAGCGGGAGUGAUAGAGAGUGAGAUAUUUAUUUAGAAGGAACACAAAAGGUUCCAGCAUGGAAUUGACAUGACUGUUGCCAUGAGCAACCGCUCAGCAGCUGAUGGUGCAGAAGUAUGUCAGUUGCCAAGGCAAACUCAGUUACACUACCUGGCCUAAAUACAGUGCCUUCAGAAAGUAUUCACACUUUUUCCACAUUUUGUUGUGUUACAGCCUGAAUUUUAAAUGGAUUACAUUUAGAUUUUUUUUGCCACUGGCCUACACACAAUACCCCAUAAUGUCAAAGUGGAAUAAUGUUUUUAGAUUUUUUGUUGUUGAAAUUAUUUUAAAAUGAAAAGCUGAAUUGUCUUGAGUCAAUAAAUAUUCAACCCCUUUUUAAUGUCAAGCCUAAAUAAGUUCAGGAGUAAAAAUAUGUUUAACAAGUCACAUAAUAAGUUGCAUGGACUUUUUGAAUGACUACCUCAUCUCUGUACCCCACACAUACAAUUAUCUGUAAGGACCCUCAGUCGAGCAGUGAAUUUCAUACACAGAUUAUACCACAAAGACCAGGGAGGUUUUCUAAUGCCUCGUAAAGAAGGUAGAUUGGUAAAAAUUAACUGACAUUGAAUAUACCUUUGAGCAUGGUGAAGUUAUUAAUUACACUUUGGAUGGUGUAUCAAUACACCCAGUCACUACAAAGAUACAGGCGUCCUUCCUAACUCAGUUGCCGGAGAGAAAGGAAACCGCUCAGGGAUUUCACCAUGAGGCCAAUAGUCACUUUAAAACAGUUACGGAGUUUAAUGGCUGUGAUAGGAGAAAACAACUGAGGAUGGAUCAACAACAUUGUAGUUACUCCACAAUACGAACCUAAUUGACAGAGUGAAAAGAAGGAAGCCUGUACAGAAUAAAAAAUAUUCCAAAACAUGUAUCCUUUUUACAACAAGGCACUAAAGUAAUACUGUGAAAAAUGGGGCAAAGUGUUAUGUUUGGGGCAAAUCCAAUACAACAUAUUAAUGAGUACCACUCUCCAUAUUUUCAAGCAUAGUGGUGGCUGCAUCAUGUUAUGGGUAUGGACUGGGAUAAAAAAAUAAACUGAAUGGAGCUAAGCACAGGCAAAAUCCUAGAGGAAAACCUGGUUCAGUCUGCUUUCCACCAGACACUGGGAGAUUAAUGUACCUUUCAGAAGGACAAUGACCUAAAACACAAGGCCAAAUCUACUCUGGAGUUGCUUACCAAGAAGACAGUGAAUGUUCCUGAGUGGACGAGUUACAGUUUUGACUUAAAUCUACUUGAACAUCUGUGGCAAGACCUGAAAAUGGUUGUUUAGCAAUGAUCAACAACCAAUUUGACAGAGCUUGAAGAAUUUUAAAAAGAAUAAUGGGCAAUCUCUUAGAGACUACCCAGAAAGACUCACAGCUGUAAUUGCUGCCAAAGGUGCUUCUACAAAGUAUUGACUCAGGGGUGUGAAUACUUAUGUAAUAAAUUAGCAAAUUAUUCUAAAAACAUGUUUUCACUUUGUCAUUAUGGGGUAUUGUGUGUAGAUGGAUGAGGAAAAACAUUUAUUUAAUCAAUUUUGAAAAUCGGGCUGUAACACAACAAAAUGUGGAAUAAGUCAAGGGGUAUAAAUACUUUCUGAAGGCACUGUAGUUGUACGCCUGCAUAGUUACGCUGAAAUAAUAAUCAUUAACACGUUCCUUUGUUAUUAUUCUUUACACUGAAUGUAGACUGAGACCUUUGGUUGAUCCCCACUCGCAUUGUAUGAACUUUGCUACAAACCUGUUUGUGAACUGAUCUAGAGUUGUAGUGAGCUUUCAGAAAUAAGUUAUAGUUUUGCUUAAUUGGCUUUUUAAUUGCGGUGGCUAAAAAAAACCACCCUCGUGCUUAUGCAUCUGCUGGAAAAAUAAUUGGUACUCUGAACCCUGUCUAUCUAGAGAAACGUGUAAAUGUUUGUACGUGCACUUCAUGCAGAUGGAGCUUUGAGCAGUAAAUGAAAGCAUCUACUGUAACCCCAAAUAUUGAUGUUAAUGUUGUCAGUCACAGGUGGACCCUUGAUAUUUCAUAUUAAUUAUGUUUAAUAUCAAAACAUGAAUUGCCCUCCCUCUAUUUGCCAGGAUUUUAAUGACCAAAUGUUUAUAAUUUCAUAUCACAGUUAGUUACCUUAAAAUGUUUGCCUUAGGAAAUGGAGAUGGUUGCAUUGUUGAAAAGUGAAACAUAGAAACAAAUACAUAUAGACAUAUUUUUGGGGCAUUGGCUAUAAAAUGAAACUCCAUGGUUUGGCCAUAUAUGGGGUUCUCUUAUACGAAAUGUGAACACACAUUUUCUCACAGACGUCACAAAGUAUUGUGAUUUUCUUCCAUGUGUAUUGUACACAAUUCAAAGGAGGGUCAGCUUGGCUUUCUAAUGAAGUCUGACUGGGGUUUAAAUGUGUGUGCAGUGUGAGGGGAAGUUGAGCAGAACCUACAAGGCUCUAUAGUUUAAUGGAGGGUUGGUCCAGCAAAGGUAUUCACAUAUGGGAUUUAUGAAACAAUAGAGCUAGUGUGGAGCCCUACACUUUGGUGCUGCGGCUGCCAGAGGCCUGCAAACGAAGGCCUUUAAAUAGAAAAAUACUUUUUGGGGAGAGAUAAUUGGUUUAAUGGUGUUUCCUGCCCUGAAAGGUUGCGCUGCUCCCCAGCAUUCUUCCACACGGGCACAGUCCAGAGAGGUUAUAUACUCACCGGCAUGGAACAAAUAACGUUACACAAAUCAACAAACAAUCAUGUUUGUAUCUGGCUUUAGUUUUUACUAAUAGUAGCUGAUCAGAUACCAACUUAGUAAAAUUAGGCUUAUCUUGUAGUUAUUAUGUUUGGUACAACUUAUGUCCGUUUUUGAAGUUUCUGAAUUUAAACCCUAUUAAAGGCAGAAUUUAAAACAUACUUACAGUUAAUACAGUUUCCUGCUUAGUCAAGGAGUCACUUGAAAGCCCAGUGCCUUUUUGUUUUUAAACUCUGAACUGGUUGGAAUGCAGGCCAUGGAAGUUUUCAGUGUUAGGACCCAGCAAAAGGUUUUCGGACUGUUUGACUUGAAAAUGUGCUCUAAAAGAAACAAAUAAUAGUCUCUUUUGGGGCCAACUCGGGUGGCUCAGUAGAGGCGUAAAAUCCACCAAUAUGCAAACGCUGCAAUAAUCCACUGCCACCAUCUGGAAGUGUUUUACACCUUUUAGAUUGGCCUGGAAUGUGUGGGCUCUGCUCUUUUCAAUGUGUCAAACUAAUAACAAUUUCUCCCUCAAAAUGCUCACUUUCUCUGCAUUUGAGCUAUGCUUGAGGAAAAUGGUUUGAUUUUAAAAACAUGGACUUUUUGCAGCAAAUCGGGGAAUGUUGAGAAACACCAGGUCCUGAGAGAUCUGCACCAGAUGUGUUGAUUCACUUGGAUAUUUUUUUUCCAUGUCUUGGAGUGACUGCCAGUUAGUUCUACUGGUGUUUAAAAAUAACACCAUAAAAAACGUCCUGAAAUCAGUGACCUGAAAAUUCAAAUGUCAAUAAAUAUUUAAGUGGGCUAUUUUUGGUCACACAGUAUUUACUUUUGGCCUGGUAACUUGCAGUUACAGUAACUUGCAGUUCGAUCAACAUCAGGGAGGAAGCAUUGUAGCAUUACAUCAUUACAGAUGUAUUAUUCACUAUACCACAACUUCAAUUUGAUAAUUCUUAAUAGAGCUGUGGACAGUUCAAACUAUACCCUCUGACAGUGUUAUACUGCUCAACCCAAAUCAUUCAACAACUGCAUUUAACAGAUAGUAUCUGACAAAAAUACCACUGACAAAAGAUGAAUAUCUCAUUUGAAAUGGCAAGUUUCAAUUCUGUUGAAAGAUCACAAAUGCAUUGCUCAUCAGUAAUGAUUGUGUCAUGUUACACCAAUCUGAUAACAACAUUCCAUGCAUACUGCAUGUACAUGUGAGAGUUUAGUUCUGUGCCUUUGUUGUAAACCCCUUUACUAAUGUGUUCUCCUGCUGUUCCUGUUGAAGGAAACUGAAGCUGGAGAAGGAGUUGGCUGGAAUGCUGUGGAGGAUAAAGUGGGAGGACCUGCAGUUUGAGAGCCCCAACAAAUACCCCAAAAAGGCAGGCAGCCGUCUCACCCUCUCACAGGUACAUUUGUCUCUGAAAUAUCCUGUCAAGACUCAAGAGUUCGAACCAAUUAAUGAUCCGUAGUAUGUUGUGUAUUAGUAAUUCAGAGCGAUCUCAUAUUAUGACGUUGGCGAAAAGAUUUCCUCACAAUUUGAUCUUAAUAUUGUUUUAAAUGUGUCAGUAGUCCUGGCACUGCAGUGCGUCGGAGAUUAAGACGUUGUUUCUCUGGCAGAUUAGAAUUCCAUUUUAGCCAGUGAAAGGAAAGGCUCAACAGAUGCAGUUUAUCUUGCUAAAACCUCUACAGACCUACAGUAUCACUGCUACCUCUCAUAUGCAACAGAGGAAUAGAUAUCUGUCUCUGCGGUACUAUUAUUGACGUCAUUGUUGUUUAAUAGCAAACAAAAUGUGCAAUAACAACACUGGCAUUGACAUGUAUCUAUUGAGUAGUUACAUGUUGGUGUCUGUACAUACAGUAUAUUUUUUACAUUGAGAGAGAAAAAGAAAAAGGCAGAGAACGAGCGAAAGACGGACCAAAUCCUUUGUUAGUUUACACAUUCUUGAAAGUCUUCCCAGUGGUUUAUUGAAGGUGGCUGGGUUUGCGGUGGCAGACUCAUAUUAAAUGAUUGUUAAAAUAACCCCACGUCUGGCCCAUAUAUAUACACUUCAUCACGUCCUCCAAGUAUCAGGUUCUGGUCCUGCUUGUCUGAGGACUGAUGCUUUUCCUAUGCAUUGCAUUUCAGUAAACACACGCAUACAGUCAUGUCCAAAAUUAUUGGCACCCUUGAUAAAGAUGAGCAGAAAAAACUGUAUAAGAUAAAUAAUACAAAUACUGAGCUAUACUGUAUGCUAAAAAACAUUGACAAUUAUUUUAUAUUAAAACAGUUGCUCAGAGAAAGAGAUUUUGUUGAACAAAGUAAUAGUUUGUUAAACAAAAUUAUUGGCACCCCUGUUCUCAUGUCAUCUGACCGUUUGAUAAACGGCAUUGGCACUUGGAUUGGAACCGGUGCUUUGGUCAGAUGACAUGAAAAUAAAGCUCUUUGGCCACGCACACAAGUGGUGGGUUUGGUGUUGAAAAACAGAAGCAUAUGCAGAAAAAUAUGGUGGUGGAUCUUUGAUGUUUUUGCUUUCACUGGUCCUGGGGCCCUUGUUAAGGUUAACAAUAUCAUGGAUUUUACCAAGUACCAGGACAUUUUAGCCGAAAACCUGGUUGCCUUCGCCAGGAGGCUGACACUUGGCUGCAGGUGGAUCUUCCAGCAAGACAAUAACCCCAAGCACCAAUCAAAAUCCACAAAGAAAUGGUUAAUUGACCACAAAAUAAAUGUUUUGCAAUGGCUAUCUGUCUCCAGACUUGAACCCCAUUGAAAACCUGUGGUUUGAAUUGAAGAGGGCAGUCCAUAAGAGCAGACAAAGGAUAUUAAUGAUCUGGAAAGAUUCUGAAUGGAGGAAUGGUCUAAGAUCCCUCCCAGUGUGUUCUCCAAUCUCAUAAAAGUUUUUAGAAAAAGGCUCAGUGCCAUUAUCCACGUAAGGGGUGGGUGAGAGUGUUGGAAAGAGGGGUGCUACUAAUUUUGACCCCUAUCUUUUGUAUUAUUAUUUUUUAAAGAUUUUUUGUAUUACUUGUUAAACAAAAUCACUUUCUCUGAGCAAUUGUAUUAGUAUAAAAUAAUAUCAUUUCUUAUUGUUUUGGCAUACAAUAUAGCUCAGGUAUUUAUUUUAUACAAUCUUUUUUGCUCAUCUUUAUCAAGGGUGCCAAUAAUUAUGAACCUGACUGUAUAUGCACACACACUUACAGUACACAUGUGCAGGCAUUCAUGCACGCACAUGCACACACUUUCUUCAUUAGACGUUUUCAGUCCAGUUCCUGGGAUAAAACUGUGGAAAACAUAUUGAUUUUCAAAACCGAUUUAUUUUCCAGUAUGCCAUGUGUUGCCAAUAUUUGCGUUAUCUACAGUUGUGUAGUGCAUGCUGGACACAUACAGUGAGGGAAAAAAGUAUUUGAUCCCCUGCUGAUUUUGUAUGUUUGCCCACUGACAAAGACAUGAUCAGUCUAUAAUUUUAAUGGUAGGUUUAUUUGAACAGUGAAAGACAGAAUAACAACAAAAAAAUCCAGAAAAACGCAUUGUCAAAAAUGUUAUAAAUUGAUUUGCAUUUUAAUGAGGGAAAUAAGUAUUUGACCCCCUCUCAAUCAGAAAGAUUUCUGGCUCCCAGGUGUCUUUUAUACAGGUAACGAGCUGAGAUUAGGAGCACACUCUUAAAGGGAGUGCUCUUAAUCUCAGCUUGUUACCUGUAUAAAAGACACCUGUCCAGAGAGGCAAUCAAUCAAUCAGAUUCCAAACUCUCCACCAUGGCCAAGACCAAAGAGCUCUCCAAGGGAGUCAGGGACAAGAUUGUAGACCUACACAAGGCUGGAAUGGGCUACAAGACCAUCGCCAAGCAGCUUGGUGAGAAGGUGACAACAGUUGGUGCGAUAUUUCGCAAAUGGAAGAAACACAAAAGAACUGUCAAUCUCUCUCGGCCUGGGGCUCCAUGCAAGAUCUCACCUCGUGGAGUUGCAAUGAUCAUGAGAACGGUAAGGAAUCAGCCCAGAACUACACGGGAGGAUCUUGUCAAUGAUCUCAAGGCAGCUGGGACCAUAGUCACCAAGAAAACAAUUGGUAACACACUACGCCGUGAAGGACUGAAAUCCUGCAGCGCCCGCAAGGUCCCCCUGCUCAAGAAAACACAUAUACAGGGCCCUUCUGAAGUUUGCCAAUGAACAUCUGAAUGAUUCAGAGGAGAACUGGGUGAAAGUGUUGUGGUCAGAUGAGACCAAAAUCGAGCUCUUUGGCAUCAACUCAACUCGCCGAGUUUGGUGGAGGAGGAAUGCUGCCUAUGACACCAAGAACACCAUCCCCACCGUCAAACAUAGAGGUGGAAAAUGUAUGCUUUAGGGGUGUUUUUCUGCUAAGGGGACAAGACAACUUCACCGCAUCAAAGGGACGAUGGAUGGGGCCAUGUACCGUCAAAUCUUGGGUGAGAACCUCCUUCCCUCAGCCAGGGCAUUGAAAAUGGGUCGUGGAUGGUAUUCCAGCAUGACAAUGACCAAAAACACACGGCCAAGGCAACAAAGGAGUGGCUCAAGAAGAAGCACAUUAAGGUCCUGGAGUGGCCUAGCCAGUCUCCAGAUCAUAAUCCCAUAGAAAAUCUGUGGAGGGAGCUGAAGGUUCGAGUUGCCAAACGUCAGCCUCGAAACCUUAAUGACUUGGAGAAGAUCUGCAAAGAGGAGUGGAACAAAAUCCCUCCUGAGAUGUGUGCAAACCUGGUGGCCAACUACAAGAAACGUCUGACCUCUGUGAUUGCCAACAAGGGUUUUGCCACCAAGUACUAAGUCAUGUUUUGCAGAGGGGUCAAAUACUUAUUUCCCUCAUUAAAAUGCAAAUCAAUUGAUAACAUUUUUGACAUGCGUUUUUCUGGAUUAUUUUUGUUGUUAUUCUGUCUCGCACUGUUCAAAUAAACCUACCAUUAAAAUUAUAGACUGAUCAUGUCUUUGUCAGUGGGCAAACGUACAAAAUCAGCAGGGGAUGAAAUACUUUUUUCCCUCACUGUAUAUUACCCUCACCCCCUUUUCAUUCACUCUGUGCACGCUCGCUCCAACACGUACAUCUCCCCAGAAUUCUGUUUUGCAUAUGAAAACAUGACAAUUCUUCAUUUACCUGGCAAAUAACACUGAGCCUUUUUCUAAAAUGUUUUAUGAGAUUGGAGAAUAUUAAUAAAAUGUUAAAGCUAUGAAAAGAACUCAACUGAUUUGUAUAAGUGAACAUUGUAUAGUUACAUUGUAUAUUUGUACAUGUAAUAAUAACCAAACUGAAAUGAAUUGUAGUGUACCUGAACAUUUCUCUGACUGUAUCUUAUCUGACAAAGGAUACUUGUUACUCCUUCCAGAGAGGUUCCAGCUAUGGCUCCUUGAUAACUGCCCAUGGAAAAUAUCAGCUGUUUGCUAAAACAGGCUAUUUUAAGGUAAGGCUGUCUGAGUUCUGACAUUUUCAACUCCUGCUCACUCCUUUACACCCACACAUGUGCAUGCUCACAGAGGAGAUGGAUAGGAGAGUGGGCGAGCUCCGCAGAGCUCAGCUCAGAUGGCUGGUUUUAAUGUGAUACACAGAGUGUGAUUCACAUCCCACCUCACAGUUUGGACACCGCUAGCAACUUGUUGUUGUUGUUAAUGUCUCUGUUUAACGAGUCUAUUGAGAGGGUGGAAGAAUAUAAUAUAAAUGUCAGGCUUUGAAUGUUGAUACGUGGUUGUUGGCUACAUGUAACACUUUAGUUUUUUUUCUAUUCACACCUAUAGGAUUAUAUCCCUACUAUAGAGUAUCCAAAGUUGUUUAUUUUUCUCAGUUUUUCUAGUUAUAAUUCACACUUUGGAUUUGAUGGUACCUUCUCUGUAGAUUGACUUUACUUUUACAUAUCAAAGUGACAGAUGUAUCUCUCCAUCUCAGUAGCAUGGAAUAGAUGUUAAAUAUACUUGGCACACAUACCAUACACUAUUAUAUCGACACUAUAGUCCACCUAUUGUCCCUUGUGUUUUCCCCUGAAUAAGACUUGAAUAUGUCAAUAUGUUUCUAUUACCAUUUAUAUUUGUCCUUUUCAUUCUUCCCAAUGAAUGGAUGCCUUUCCAUCACACAGAUCCCAUAGAUGGUCACAUUUAGGUCUCUCCUAUUGCAUUGUCACAGUCAUAGAAAGAUAAUACUAUAGGCCAGGGUUUCCCAAACUCGGUCCUGGGGCCUCGCAGGGGUGCACAUUUAGUUUUUGUCCUAGCACUACACAGCUGAUUCAAAUAAUCAAAGCUUGAUGAUGAGUUGAUUAUUUGAAUCAGCAGUGUAGUGUUAGGGAAAGAACCAAAACAUGCACCCAGGGAGGUGCCCCAGGACCGAGUUCGGGAAUCCCUGCUAAAGAACGUAUCUCUAUAGUCACAGUACACUACACAGUAGUCUGUUGCUCAACCUGCAGUAGAAGGUUUUUCAUCUCCAUCUCUUUAUCUCGCUAUCUCUAUCUCUCUAUCUCGCUAUCUCUAUCUUGCUAUCUCGCUAUCUCUAUCUCUUUAUCUCGCUAUCUCUAUCUCUUUGACACAGGGCAACCUGGUGGCCAUCAAAUAUGUGAACAAGAAGAGGAUAGAGCUGACCAGACAAGUGCUGUUUGAGCUCAAACAUGUAAGUCCAGAUCAGUACCCAAUGAUUUACUGUGUAUGUGUGCUGUUAUUACUUAAGUCUGGUGGGUUGUUUAAAUCCUUACUGCCUCACUGCAGAGGGGUAUCCAUUCCUGAAGUGUUUAAGAAUAGUCCAGCUAGUGGGCUUUUCCCUCUUAUACUUCAUUUAGUGUUAUUGGCUCCUAUAGAGAGUCCACUCACCUGAUUUCCCCAGGUUUAAACCAGUCACUGAUGAAAAGGGUCUGAACUAGUAAACUCUGACCCUCCAGGACUAGAGUUCAAUGUCCCUUUACCAGGGCCCUGCCUCAUGUGUUGUUGUAGGCGAGCAUGCCUCUGUUUAUGACCCCUCUGCAGCAGCAGUAGUAGAAUGAGUCUCUCCCACUGAGGUGGUAAAGCCACUGUGGGCCUUGGGGGGUGUGUACUGAAUCAUUACCAGGUUGUUCAAAGGAGGGCCUCUUUCACUUCGCUACAGGAGAUUUCUUAUUACUGAACCUGUGCUGCUGCUGUUAAAGACUCAGAUCCUCAAACGUCCUCCAACAUCAGCUGCAACAGCUGUGGAUGAAGAAAAUUGUCUCCGUUUUGGGAAUUACAUUUAAUGAGACAGUGACAGAGAAAAGUGAAAAAACAAGAAAACGUCUGACUUGAAACACGAUGUGGGAAAGACAAAACAUUGCUGAAACAUUACUUUGAAGCUAAUGAAAAGCCAGACAGUCAGUCGGUGCUAUUAUCGGAUAUCUGGGUCUGUAUUAAUUUAGUUAUCAUCCGUGCGGUGGAUAAGGCUCUGAGCAGCCUAGCCCCCCCCCCCUCCUCUCGCUCUGAACUGUGGCCCAGUGGAUGUGAGUUGUGCAGGCCCUGGAUGCCUCUACUCAGCGGUGGCGGGUGGGCGGCGCACACAGGAGAGACACCAGUCUGAGCUGGCAGCUCAUCAGAUGCCCCUGGGGCCUGAUCGGCUGUCAGUUCCCUGCUCAUGAAAGAGCCAACCAGAUGAGGGAGCGAGGGGCCUGCCAAUGGAAACUUAACCGCUUGUCUUCCAGAGCCUCUCCUUCCCCUCUUCUCUCCUCUCCUCCCUUAGCUAGCGUUCCGCAGGGGAAAUUAUAUAGGCCAAAGGGUAUGCUAACUUCUCCUGAGCCGUGAAACAGGAGCAACUGACUCCCUGGUUUUGGUGUUACAGCAGCUGUCACUCACCUCUGUUAGUGAAUCGGCCCCAAAUCAAAACACACUGUACAGGUUAUUCUCACUGUUUUUAGAAGUUUCACACUGCUCAGAGAUAUUAUGUACAUCCUCCCUGCCAGGGCAUGGAUGUAUUGAAACGGAGAGGAUGUGUGGACUGGAUUCACUCUGUUGUUUAUACAUACACAUCAUAUGGAACAUUUAAAUACAGAGCAUGCAAUGCUUUCCUAUGUGACAAGCCUAAACAUAAUUUAGAGGAUUUUGUUUUGUACUUUUUUAUUUGACAUGAUUCAUUUUUGGACGAGAUCCCAAGUUGUAAGAAGAGGACAUGGAAUUAAUGAUAAUUUUCCAUGUAGUGCCUUUUACACAUUUGCCUGCUAUGCACUCAUAUUAUAGCCAAUACAUCCUUUCAACACCUCUGCAUUUUUUCACAUGCUGUAAGUUCCCACAACACUGCCUCAUUCAUAACCUCCCGGCCCAAUUUAUUCACAUGCACGUGUCAACUGGAUGGCCUAUGAGGGAAUGCUAUACUUAACACGUAGAAAAGACACUGUGCCAAAACCUGCUCGCUGUAAAUGUACUAUUCUGAUGAGGUGCUUUUUUUGUUGCUUUUCUAGAAAGGAAAAUACCAGUUUUAGCAUCUAUUGCCAUUUAAUCUUGAGAGAGAGAAUGAUAUACUGAUUGAAAUUCUAUGUGUUUGUUUACAGAUGAGAGAUGUGCAAUUCAAUCAUUUAACCAGAUUCAUUGGUGCCUGCAUUGACCCUCCCAACAUCUGCAUCGUGACUGAAUAUUGUCCCAGAGGUAGUCUUCAGGUAAGACCUCACAAUCAUUCCAUUUAAUGGAAUUUCAAUUGUAUUUGCAUGUUUUGUCAAGUAUAAUCACUUGGACCGAUAUAAUAUUGAAAUGACCAUUUGGUGUGGUCUUGCUAAUGUAUUAUUCAUUCAUACUCUUUCUGUAUAAAUGUAUGGUUUAAGAUGCCCUGAGAGACAUUUGGAAAUGUACUCUUGGCUUUCAAGUUUAGUUUGAAAUGCCAGCCUGAUGCACUGCUACCCUGCCAAAAUGGAAGAAUGUGAAGUUAUGGGAAACUUUUAAUAAUGGAGCUUAUCAUGUGAAAACACUUCAGACUGACUGUUACUGUAAAACUGUGUUACAUUAUGUGAUGUAGGGAGAUUUCAGAUUAAUUAGAGCGAUGUCAGCGAGAUGUCAGGAUUAGAGAUGUCAGCUGAAAAUUGUACUUCUACUUUCAGGACAUUUUGGAGAAUGAGAGCAUCAAUCUGGACUGGAUGUUCCGCUAUUCACUCAUCAACGACAUAGUCAAGGUAUGUGUCCUGUUUGACAGCAGCCAACACAUGUACUAUGAUUGUAACUGCAGUUGGGUCGUUUUGAGGUCACAUUGGUACCUUAUUAGUGAGAGAAGGUAUUGGUGUAGCACAUGGGAAUGUGUGAAACGUACUUCUCAGGCUGAAGUGUCCCCACUUGCGCCAGCGAAUAGCUAGCUUUUUUAAAAAGUCAAGGGGUCUGAAUAAUUUCUGAAGGCACUGUACAUAACUGUAGACUGAAAUAUAACAAAACCGUUCGACAUAGAAACACCAGAUUUUGGGCAGCUUUUUAAAAAUAAUGUUGAGUAAUUAUGAAAUUAUUAAAACAUGUAAUAACAUUCCACACAUGAGGCCACUAGGUUGUUUGACUGCAGGAAAGGGGUAGCCCUUUAACCUAACUCUAACACCUAACUCUUACCCCUAACCUUGCUGACGUUACCCACCUAGCUAACGUUAGCGUUAGCUACCUAGCCACCUACCUAAUAUUAGCCACAACAAAUUGGAAUACGUAACAUAUUAUACGUAUUGCAAAUUCGUAACAUAUUAUAUGAAUUGCAAUUUGUAACAUAUCAUACAAAUUGUAAUUCGGAACAUCAUACGAAAUGGAUGAUGGACAUCCACAAAUUAAUACAUAACAUACGAAAUGUAAAAUUUCAUACUAAAUGGAGGGAGACAGAUUUACAUUUACUGUGUUACAUCUACCCCUGAGUCCAGGUUGAAAACUUGGAAAGCAACAUAAUCACAAUCUCACUGCAAAAUUCCUUCCGCUUAAUCAAAUGUAAUCAUCCAUGUAUUUUCACUACUUAUUUUUAGCCUGCUCUAACAAAGGGGCUUUUUGUUCAAGAUCACUAUCUUGGAGAAAUACUAUAUUGAGGUGAAGUACAUGGAUCAUGGAGUACCUCAACCAAAUUUCUGUUAAAAUAACAGUCUGUUAAGCUGUCAACAACAGGGACCUUCUAACAAGCAAAAGGCCCUAUAAGCCACAUUCUGAUACAUAUGCUCCAACAAAUAUUAGACGUAUACAUGACAGUGCAGUAUGUUUUUGAGUCCCCGUAGGAAUUUGAUUUCCAAUGUGAAAUGUACAACUACUUGAAACACUUGACCCCAUACAGAAUUUUCAUCACAUUUCCAUUUCGAUCAAACUCAAAACACAUUAUUUCCACAUGAUCAGAUUUGUAUGUUUUCAUGUAUGCUAUAUUUUUUUGAACGGUCAAUUUCAUGCUUGUUCUACCAGGGAAUGAACUAUCUGCACAACAGCUACAUCGGCUCCCAUGGAAAUCUGAAGUCAUCUAAUUGUGUGGUGGACAGUCGAUUUGUGUUGAAAAUUACGGAUUACGGCCUGGCCAGUUUCCGUUCAUCAUGUGAAAAUGACGACUCGCACGCACUCUAUGCAAGUAGGUCAACAUUGUCAGAGGAGGUAAUCACUUUGCCUCCUCACCAAUGGAAGAAAACUAAAUGGAGGAUUGGAUAAAGGAGAAGAUGCUCAGUGGUUAAUGUGAGUUUGUUGUGUUUCUAGAGAAGCUGUGGACAGCUCCAGAGUUGUUGAUCUACGACAGACAUCCUCCACAGGGCACCCAGAAAGGAGACGUGUACAGCUUUGGCAUCAUACUCCAGGAGAUAGCCCUGAGGAAUGGACCCUUCUAUGUGGACGGCAUGGAUCUGAGCCCUAAAGGUAAAACGAAUUAUGCUAAUAAACGCAGGUUGGCAUUUAUUGAAAUGACUUAUGUACUGGAGGCAGCUCUGCAGGGUAGUCACUUGCUGGCACUGCCACAAAGUAAUAAAAUCCGAUUUUAAACCUAACCUUAACCACACUGCUAAUCCUAGUGCCUUACCCUAACCUUAAAUUAAGGCCAAAAAGUAACAUUUUCAUCCCAUUUCCUCCUUCAUGCGUGUUCCCUAAUCGAUAAAGAAAAUCAUGGAGCAGAAGUCUGCAUCUUCAUGGUUGGACAACUCCAGUCCUCGGCUCAAGGGCUGCAGUAUUGCUGGUUUCAGUUCUCGCUGGGACUUCACUGAUCGAUCAAUUUCCCAGAGAAUGCAGUGCUGCACACACUAACACUAACACUCCCCCUAUCUUGACUAUUACAGAGAUAGUGCAGAAGGUGCGUAAUGGCCAGAGGCCUUACUUCCGGCCCACCACAGACAACAGCUGCCACUGUGAGGAGCUGACCAUCCUGAUGGACAGCUGCUGGGCCGAGGACCCUGUCGAGCGGCCCGACUUUAGCCACAUCAAGAUCUACAUCACCAAACUCAACAAGUGAGCACUGAGCACCACCAUGCCCCAAAAUGGCUGCCUAGCUCCUCUUGUAUCAGACACCAUGUAGAUCAUAUUUUCUUUGGAUGUAUUUUAUCAAGAUGUUUGAAAAGGAGAAUGGAGGAAAUAAUUUAAAUAAGUUGAAAUUAUCAAGAGAUGCUGGAAAAGGAUUAGUAUUAAUACAAAUAAGAUUAAAGAAAAUGGUGCUGCUUAUCACACACAAAUCAUUUCAGAUCAGAGAGAUAGGAAGUCUUCACCCUCCAAGUGUGGAGUUUAUAUUUAUCUUGUUGUUCUUCAUGGCUUACCCUAUGCAUUAUUCAGAUGCAUAUUUUGGUUUGUGUGUGUGUGUGCGCGCGUUCCCUUGGGCUGGGCAGACCUGUCACAGAAGGAGAAAUAUGUGAUCUACCUGCUGAUCAAAAGCCGGAAAACCUUGAAGAUGUAGAGUUGAGUGACCUCUGUGACCAAGAAAACCAAGUACUUUAUGAGCUGUGGGAGGAAAUCAGACCGUGGUGUUUGUUUUGUCGCUGGAUCAAGCUUUCAGGGCCAUACUCCUUUUUCCUACAACACACCCCCAUAAUCAGAUGUGUCCCUUUGCUGCAGAACUGUUUUGAUCUUAUUCAACGCUUCUGUAUUUCUUACAAGUACAAAGGCUGUUUUUGUGUUGGCUAGGUAGACAGACAUACUCCUUUUGAAUUCUGACAUUUGUGGCAGGGAGAUCACAGCACAGGUUGUGGUUCAUUGUAUUGACUGGCGGCUUGGCCGAGUGGCUUAAAUCAGGGCUCUGGGUCUGUCUGUCUGUCACGUUAGCAUAUAGCCACCGGCAACGCUAGCCUCCGUGAUAUACUUCUGGCCAUUUCCACUGGUCUGAGGUAAGAGGGACAUGAUUGAUACCUCUCAGAAGCACUUAUUUUCAUUACGUAAAUAUGUUAUUGACAUGUAGUGACGGAUGGCGUGUUAUUUUUGGUGUGAAGCCCUGGCUGAAGGACACAAGAACAAACAGGGUCUUUAGUAGUCAGUGGCGUAAACGAUCACUUUGGCUCACACUUUGUGUAUUACAAACGGCCGAAUUGACUUCUCUGUAAGUGACCUUGCUGAAUUUGUAUGAUUACUAUUCGGCUGGGUAAAGAAUGUGAAAUCUCUCUUCUCCUUUGGAUCCUAUCUCCUCAGUCCUCAAUGACAAUCCUUAUGAUGCAGUGUACUUUAAGUUAUUGAGCUGUGUAUCCUUCACAUGAUUACCCCUGAUGCACUGCUAUUCAUCAGAGUCUGUAUUUCAUGUCUUGCUUUAUCGUCAUGUUCCUCUACAUGUGGGUGUAUGAUCUAUGACCCAUUGUGGGAAAGAUUCCAAACACUGAGUGUACAGUACUGUACAGCUAUAGCCCUGGAUGACUCAACCACUGUGCUGUAUAGGCAAAUAGUCUGAAAAGUAUGGCCAUGAAGUCACUUCUGAAAUACGCAUUGAAUAGACCAUAUUAGGUGAUGUUAACGGAAUAGAAAGUACAGAAAGUUUAGAUAUUUUUAAUUUAGAAUGGCAACAAAUGAAUGGGUAUGUCAUAUUUCUGUCUGUUUGUGUCACAGGGAGGGAAGUACCAGUAUUCUGAACAACCUGCUGUCCAGAAUGGAGCAGUAUGCCAACAACCUGGAGAACUUGGUAGAGGAACGAACGCAAGCCUACCUGGAGGAGAAAAGAAAAGCCGAAAAUCUACUUUACCAGAUCUUGCCACAGUAAGAAUAUAAUUAUUUGGAUUUUCCUCUUGCACUAUUAUGUUUAUAAGUCUGAACUUCUGAAUAUCAAACAGAGAAAAUUAUGAGACUAUUUUCUGUAUUGUACCGUGCCACCUAUUCAUUGUUUAAAUUCCACAGCAUGAAAGAGCGUCUCAGCUUUCUAUUCUAUCUCACACUUUACAAAAAUAUACACAUUCACAGUUACAUAAGCAGAGAGGAAAUGAAAGGGCAAGGCAAGAUGGGAGCUGACAAGCUAACUUCUCAUUAACCGGAACUAGGAGGAGAAAUGUGAUAGGGGGUUAAGCACCUCUGAUAACACGAAAGCAGCAAAUGACAAGCCAUGUCCUCAGUCUAUUUCAGUGGUGUAGUCACACUCAUUUAUCAUCCCAUUGUCUGCCCAAAUGUCUCACCCGAACUUUAAGCCAUUUUGACAGACAGAAAAGGGCCUGAGAGAACGGAGCGAUACCUUCUCUCACUGCAGAAUUCAUCUUAUUUGACCAGAGUCCUGGAUUAACCUAGCUGUUAGUGCUAAACUGUGCCUCUGGCUCUUUAAUGUAAUUACUGUACUUUAAAAUAUGAAUGAAAAGGGAGUUAUACUGUUAUAAUCUGCUUAUACUGUAACUUCCCUUACUCAUUGUGGGCCGUAGCUGCCAAGCUUACUGUCUGUUGAUUCAUAGCAACGAUAACCUUAUCUCUUAAGGACUGUAUUAGCAUUUCGUUCUGUAUGGUUUUACUAAGUUUGUGUUCUCUUAUCCACAGCUCAGUAGCAGAGCAGCUAAAGCGAGGGGAGACGGUCCAAGCGGAGGCGUUUGACAGUGUGACAAUCUACUUCAGUGACAUUGUCGGCUUCACGUCAAUGUCAGCUGAGAGUACACCACUGCAGGUAAACAACUGUCAGUAGAGAUAUCCACGUCUAACCAACAUCGGGUACAUACCUUACACAGUGGGAUUCAAACUUUCUUACCGGGGCCCACAUUUUUUUCUCAAUAUUUUAUUGUGACCCCACCCCAAAUAUAAUGACUCAAACUUAAAAUUGGUAGAUUUAGAUUUUUACAUCAACAAAUAACCUUUAAUUCAUUGCAUUUUCAUCUCUCUUAUCCAAAUUUAAGAGAACCAAUAAAUACAUUUGACUAAUUUUUCUAAAUAUCUUUCUCAAAAAAGUUUGUAUAUAAUCUGUCCUUUUUAAAAUGUAUUUGUGUAUAUAUAUAUAUAUAUACAGUGAGGGAAAAAAGUAUUUGAUCCCCUGCUGAUUUUGUACGUUUGCCCACUGACAAAGACAUGAUCAGUCUAUAAUUUUAAUGGUAGGUUUAUUUGAACAGUGAGAGACAGAAUAACAACAACAAAAAUCCAGAAAAACGCAUGUCAAAAAUGUUAUAAAUUGAUUUGCAUUUUAAUGAGGGAAAUAAGUAUUUGACCCCUCUGCAAAACAUGACUUAGUACUUGGUGGCAAAACACUUGUUGGCAAUCACAGAGGUCAGACGUUUCUUGUAGUUGGCCACCAGGUUUGCACACAUCUCAGGAGGGAUUUUGUCCCACUCCUCUUUGCAGAUCUUCUCCAAGUCAUUAAGGUUUCGAGCCUGACGUUUGGCAACUCGAACCUUCAGCUCCCUCCACAGAUUUUCUAUGGGAUUAAGGUCUGGAGACUGACUAGGCCACUCCAGGACCUUAAUGUGCUUCUUCUUGAGCCACUCCUUUGUUGCCUUGGCCGUGUGUUUUGGGUCAUUGUCAUGCUGGAAUACCCAUCCACGACCCAUUUUCAAUGCCCUGGCUGAGGGAAAUCACCCAAGAUUUGAUGGUACAUGGCCCUGUCCAUCGUCCCUUUGAUGCGGUGAAGUUGUCCUGUCCCCUUAGCAGAAAAACACCCCCAAAGCAUAAUGUUUCCACCUCUAUGUUUGACGGUGGGGAUGGUGUUCUUGGGGUCAUAGGCAGCAUUCCUCCUCCUCCAAACACGGCGAGUUGAGUUGAUGCCAAAGAGCUACAUUUUGGUCUCAUCUGACCACAACACUUUAACCCAGUUCUCCUCUGAAUCAUUCAGAUGUUCAUUGGCAAACUUCAGAAGGGCCUGUAUAUGUGCUUUCUUGAGCAGGGGGACCUUGCGGGCGCUGCAGGAUUUCAGUCCUUCACGGCGUAGUGUGUUACCAAUCGUUUUCUUGGUGACUAUGGUCCCAGCUGCCUUGAGAUCAUUGACAAGAUCCUCCCGUGUAGUUCUGGGCUGAUUCCUCACCGUUCUCAUUAUCAUUGCAACGAGGUGAGAUCUUGCAUGGAGACCCAGGCCGAGGGAGAUUGACAGUUCUUUUGUGUUUCUUCCAUUUGCGAAUAAUCGCACCAACUGUUGUCACCUUCUCACCAAGCUGCUUGGCGAUGGUCUUGUAGCCCAUUCCAGCCUUGUGUAGGUCUACAAUCUUGUCCCUGACAUCCUUGGAGAGCUCUUUGGUCUUGGCCAUGGUGGAGAGUUUGGAAUCUGAUUGAUUGAUUGCUUCUGUGGACAGGUGUCUUUUAUACAGGUAACAAGCUGAGAUUAGGAGCACUCCCUUUAAGAGUGUGCUCCUAAUCUCAGCUCGUUACCUGUAUAAAAGACACCUGGGAGCCAGAAAUCUUUCUGAUUGAGAGGGGGUCAAAUACUUAUUUCCCUCAUUAAAAUGCAAAUCAAUUUAUAACAUUUUUGACAUGCGUUUUUCUGGAUUUUUUUUUUGUUAUUCUGUCUCUCACUGUUCAAAUAAACCUACCAUUAAAAUUGUAGACUGAUCAUUUCUUUGUCAGUGGGCAAACGUACAAAAUCAGCAGGGAAUCAAAUACUUUUUUCCCUCACUGUAUAUGUAUUACUUUUUUUUAUGUGGUGACCCCGACUUUGAAUACUGUAUGUAUUACCAGUUAGUUUUGCUAAGUAAAAUGCACUCAAGAUUUAUUGAGUCAAAGUAUUAAUUUACCGUGGGAAAUUACAGACUUCUAGGUACUAGCAGUUAAGAAUGUUGGGCCAGAAACCGAAAGGUCGCUGGUUCUAAUCCCGAGCCGACUAGGUGAAAAAAUAAGGUUGAUGUGCCCUUGAGCAAGGCAUUUAAUCCUAACUGCUCCUGUAAGUCGCUCUCGAUAAAAGUGUCUGCUAAAUGACUAAAAUGUCAACUCUCCCCCAAGACACUCAGAGGUAGCUGACAUGAAAGCUUGAAAAUAUGCUGAUCCAACAGCUCAUUAUAGGAAAAUAAGAGAAUGUGAAGAGGAGCUUCUUUGUCACUUACGUAACCUUACAGAGCCUAUUAGAGCUCCUACCGUAUGUCUCAUAGUUAUAAAGCAUUUCCACACUGAGACCACAACUCAAAAUAGUACUAUUGUGAGAGCUGAGAGCGUAUUGACGCAUAGUUGAGUCACUGGGUGCUGUAGCUGCUAUGGCAUUUCUUUCUCAGAUUAAGAAGAUUUCAAGACCACUCAUAUCGUUGAGACUCCCUUCAACAGGGUCUAAAAUUACUGUAUGAUGAAAGGCCAAUGGGAUGGUUAUAAUGGUCUCAAGGGUUUUAAGUGCAGUGUCCCAACAUGUUAUUUUCUCCAAACAUUUUGGUCAUUCAGAACUCUGAAAUUCAUCCAGAGGAACCAGGUUUUCUUCUUAAUGCAACUUGUGCCAGGAAUUCAGACAAAGUGUUACUGGAGUGUUUCUUCUAAAGUUGUGAAGAUACUUUACAGCAGCGAUUCUCAACUGGUGGGUCACGGGUGUCAGAGUAAAAAAAAGUCAUAAAAUAAAAAUGUACAUGAAAAAAUACUCCAGUCUGAACUUAAGCGACUUAAAUCAGGUAGAAAGUGUGUAAAAAUGAAGUUACAGUUUUUUAUAAUUUAAUAAAAAUAAAAAUACAUCUUCAAUCACAGUAUUAUUAAUAUAGAGCUGUUUGGUUGAUUUUGUGGUCUCAAGCUAGUGAAGUUAUUAACGAAUAUGGGCAAAAUUGUAUUAUUGACAAUGAAAGAGGUGGGAAUGUUGUUCCCUUGUCAUGUAAUUGCUACAUUUACUAUCACUAUAGCAUAAAAAAUAGUUGUCCAGAUUGUAUUUUGGCGAUUAUUUUUCGCAAUGCGAAUAUUGUGUCGUGACUGAGACAACCUGGUUCAAUUUGGGUUCUGAGGCAAAACCAAUUGAGAACCACUGCUUUUCACCCAGACUGAUGUAUUCUAUUCAUCCAGCAGAAGCUACUUACAAGUACAAUGCAAUGUAUUAUGUGUAAUAUAUUGAAUGUCAGUUAUAUUCUACGCACUUGAUUUUCAGGUCACAGAUCUAUUCAAUUAAGACUACAGAACAGAGAGUAUUAUUUCACAUUAGUUUGGUUUUGAGGUCUAGGUAUCUCACCUACCAGUUAGUGUUCUAUUUAAUUAGCAUAUAUAAUUAAAUAUAUCAAUUUCCCCAUACAGUGGGGAAAAAAGUAUUUAGUCAGCCACCAAUUGUGCAAGUUCUCCCACUUAAAAAGAUGAGAGAGGCCUGUAAUUUUCAUCAUAGGUACACGUCAACUAUGACAGACAAAAUGAGGAAAAAAAAUCCAGAAAAUCACAUUGUAGGAUUUUUAAUGAAUUGAUUUGCAAAUGAUGGUGGAAAAUAAGUAUUGGUCAAUAACAAAAGUUUCUCAAUACUUUGUUGUAUACCCUUUGUUGGCAAUGACACAGGUGAAACGUUUUCUGUAAGUCUUCACAAGGUUUUCACACACUGUUGCUGGUAUUUUGGCCCAUUCCUCCAUCCAGAUCUCCUCUAGAGCAGUGAUGUUUUGGGGCUGUCGCUGGGCAACACGGACUUUCAACUCCCUCCAAAGAUUUUCUAUGGGGUUGAGAUCUGGAGACUGGCUAGGCCACUCCAGGACCUUGAAAUGCUUCUUACGAAGCCACUCCUUCGUUGCCCGGGCGGUGUGUUUGGGAUCAUUGUCAUGCUGAAAGACCCAGCCACGUUUCAUCUUCAAUGCCCUUGCUGAUGGAAGGAGGUUUUCACUCAAAAUCUCACGAUACAUGGCCCCAUUAAUUAUUUCCUUUACACGGAUCAGUCGUCCUGGUCCCUUUGCAGAAAAACAGCCCCAAAGCAUGAUGUUUCCACCCCCAUGCUUCACAGUAGGUAUGGUGUUCUUUGGAUGCAACUCAGCAUUCUUUGACCUCCAAACACGACGAGUUGAGUUUUUACCAAAAAGUUCUAUUUUGAUUUCAUCUGACCAUAUGACAUUCUCCCAAUCUUCUUCUGGAUCAUCCAAAUACACUCUAGCAAACUUCAGACGGGCCUGGACAUGUACUGGCUUAAGCAGGGGGACACGUCUGGCACUGCAGGAUUUGAGUCCCUGGCGGCGUAGUGUGUUACUGAUGGUAGGCUUUGUUACUUUGGUCCCAGCUCUCUGCAGGUCACUAGGUCCCCCCGUGUGGUUCUGGGAUUUUUGCUCACCGUUCUUGUGAUCAUUUUGACCCCACGGGGUGAGAUCUUGCGUGGAGCCCCAGAUCGAGGGAGAUUAUCAGUGGUCUUGUAUGUCUUCCAUUUCCUAAUAAUUGCUCCCACAGUUGAUUUCUUCAAACCAAGCUGCUUACCUAUUGCAGAUUCAGUCUUCCCAGCCUGGUGCAGGUCUACAAUUUUGUUUCUGGUGUCCUUUGACAGCUCUUUGGUCUUGGCCAUAGUGGAGUUUGGAGUGUGACUGUUUGAGGUUGUGGACAGGUGUCUUUUAUACUGAUAACAAGUUCAAACAGGUGCCAUUAAUACAGGUAACGAGUGGAGGACAGAGGAGCCUCUUAAAGAAGAAGUUACAGGUCUGUGAGAGCCAGAAAUCUUGCUUGUUUGUAGGUGACCAAAUACUUAUUUUCCACCAUAAUUUGCAAAUAAAUUCAUAAAAAAUCCUACAAUGUGAUUUUCUGGAGAAAAAAAAAUCUCAAUUUGUCUGUCAUAGUUGACGUGUACCUAUGAUGAAAAUUACAGGCCUCUCUCAUCUUUCUAAGUGGGAGAACUUGCACAAUUGGUGGCUGACUAAAUACUUUUUUCCCCACUGUAGAUUAAGUCGAAAUGUUUUAAGAAAUAAUGAUAAGCCCAUCAAACUUAAACUAGAACUAAAACUGUUUUCUGAGCCCUAUUUCUCUCUCCAUAAGCACAAUGAUUCUCCUGACUUGACCAAUAGCUACUCAGGGGAAUUGAUGAAUGAGAACAUGAAACACUUCAUAUCUCCUUUUGAAUAAACAGCUGAUGUGUUAUGUAAUUAUUUAGAAAAAAUAAAUAAAUGUGUUCCCAAUAUUUAGUCUGUUGCGUUGUUUUGCUCAUGCAAAUGCAUUUCUCAGUAAACUGAGGUUCUGGGAACUGGCCCAAGGCGGGGGAACAGAGACAUAUUUUAAUCUGACUGGGGGAACCAUUGGGAGUUCAUGCAGAAACACAUCUCCGUCAAUCACAGGGGCAAAUCAAAUGGAACAUGCCUCAUGAACACACACAGGGGAAUUUACUAUCUUUGGACACUAUCUUUGAAAUUGCUUUGUUUCACGAGAUUGUCCACUAGCUAAAGAAGUAUUUCUGAAAUAGAGACUGAGGGAGCAGAAGAGUAACGGUAAUAUGGUUUUAGUGGUGGAGUUUGCAAUCGUUUUUAACCUUAAACAAUUGUUUCUAGUUUACCUGAGUACUGUAGCUAAAGUAUUUUUUAAAUUCUCCAUAGGUUGUGACGGUGCUGAAUGAUCUUUACACUUGCUUUGAUGCCAUCAUCGAUAAUUUUGAUGUGUACAAGGUAAGUCAGAGGAAUCAUGUUUUGUAAUGUAAAUCUGGUUAUUUUCAACCAGUGAUAUAAUCACCUGUUUUAUCUACUAACAUUUUGUCAUCUACAGUAUCAGUCAAAAGUUUGGACACACCUACUCAUUCAAGGGUUUUCUUUAUUUUUAAUAUUUUCUACAUUGUAGAAUAAUAGUGAAGACAUCAAAACUAUGAAAUAACACAUAUGGAAUCAUGUAGUAACCAAAAAAGUGUUAAACAAAUCAAAAUAUAUUUUAUUCAAAUAGCCACUUGAUGACAGCUUUGCACACUCUUGGCAUUCUCUCAACCAGCUUCAUGAGGUAGUCACCUGGAAUGCAUUUCAAUGAACAGGUGUGCCUUAUUAAAAGUUAAUUUGUGGAAUUUAUUUCCGUCUUAAUGCGUUUGAGCCAAUCAGUUGUGUUGUGACAAGGUAGGGGGAUAUACAGAAGAUAGCCCUAUUUGGUAAAAGACCAAGUCCAUAUUAUGGCAAGAAAACAUUUCAAGAACUUUUAAAGUUUCUUCAAGUGCAGUCGCAAAAACCAUCAAGCGCUAUGAUGAAACUGGCUUUCAUGAGGACCACCACAGGAAUGGAAUACCCAGAGUUACCUCUGCUGCAGAGGAUAAGUUAAUUAGAGUUACCAGCCUCAGAAAUUGCAGUCCAAAUAAAUGCUUCACAGAGUUCAAGUAACAGACACAUCUCAACAUCAACUGUUCAGAGGGGACUGUGUGAAUCAGGCCUUCAUGGUCGAAUUGCUACAAAGGAAACCACUACUAAAGGACACCAAUAAGAAGAAGAGACUUGCUUGGGCCAAGAAACACGAGCAAUGGACAUUAGACCAGUGGAAAUGUGUUGUUUGGUCUGGAGUCCAAAUUUGAGAUUUUUGGUUCAAACCGCCGUGUCUUUGUGAAACGUGGUGUGGGUGAACGGAUGAUCUCCGCAUGUGUAGUUCCCACCGUAAAGCAUGGAGGAGGAGGUGUUAUGGUGUGGGGGUGCUUUUCUGGUGACACUGUCUGUGAUUUAUUUAUAAUUCAAGGCACACUUAACCAGCAUGGCUACCACAGCAUUCUUCAGCGAUACGCCAUCCCAUCUGGUUUGGGCUUAGUGGAACUAUCAUUUGUUUUUCAACAGGACAACGACCCAACACACCCCCAGGCUGUGUAAGGGCUAUUUUACCAAGAAGGAGAGUGAUGGAGUGCUGCAUCAGAUGACCUGGCCUCCACAAUCCCCCGACCUCAACCCAAUUGAGAUGGUUUGGGAUGAGUCGGACGGCUGAGUGAAGGAAAAGCAGCCAACAAGUGCUCAGCAUAUGUGGGAACUACUUCAAGACUGUUGGAAAAGCAUUCCAGGUGAAGCUGGUUGAGAGAAUGCCAAGAGUGUGCAAAGCUGUCAUAAAGGCAAAGGGUGGCUAUUUGAAGAAUCUCAAAUAUGAAAUAAAUGUUGAUUUGUUUAACACUUUUUUGGUUACUACAUUAUUCCAUAUGUGUUAUUUCAUAGUUUUGAUGUCUUCACUAUUAUUCUACAAUAUAGAAAAUAGUAAAAAAAUAAAGAAAAACCCUUGAAUGAGUAGGUGUGUCCAAACUUUUGACUGGUACUGUAUAUCUCAGGUGGAGACCAUUGGUGAUGCGUACAUGGUGGUGUCAGGGCUUCCAGUAAGGAAUGGAAAACUCCACGCAAGAGAAAUCGCUGGGAUGUCCUUAGCCUUACUAGAACAGGUGAAAACAUUCAAGAUUCGACACAGACCACAAGACCAGCUACGGCUAAGGAUAGGCAUCCACACAGGUAUCAUUUCACAUUUCACAUGGAGUUUGAAAUGAUUGUUAAAAUGUCUUAUGCUUAACUACUGUUUUUUUUUUUUUUUUUUUUUAUCCAAUUGAAUGAAUCCAUGUCUUUGGGCACUGCCCAAUCCUACUCCCAAUCUUUGGCUUCCACAUAGUUACCACCUAAAAAACUCAAAUAAAUCAUACUAACUUCAAUCUUUCAAUACCUCCUAAAUGUUACAUGAUCUGCCCUAGCCGUUGACAGUUUAUUUCAUUCUAUGACAAAUAAAUUAACUAUGACACACAAUGAUUUAUUAUAUUGUAAAUCAGGUAUGGGCAACUUUGAUGGGGGUGGGGGCUCAUGGGUUUCAAGUUAAUUUCCUGCAAUUAUACACGUUUUGCCAUUGGGCGGAGAGAAGAUUUUGCAAUUUUCUAACUCAUUUCAUGCAAUUCUACAAAUUUUGCCAUGGGGUGGAGAGAAACAUUAUCAGUUUUACAGCUAAUUUCCUGCAAUUCUACAGAUUUUGCCAUAGGGUGGAGGCAAAUAUAAAAAAAUUUUGCUGACAUGGGCUAAUUAAGUGACUGCUGAUGCACAACCAAAAUUGCACAUUGUGUAUUCUAUUAUUCUAACUCUUAACAAUAAGUUGAGACCCCUACUGAGUAAAACAACUCAUCUGUGAUUCAAUUGCCCGCUUUUGUAUCCUGCCCAUUCCUGCUUCAUGAUUGCAUGGGGCUUUUGCUCAGUCAUUUUUAUCAAGUGUUGUGAAUGGUUAUGACCGUUGACGACAAUAUGUAGGUUUCAGGACAUAGCCCUCCUGUAGCUCAGUUGGUAGAGCAUGGCGCUUGCAACGCCAGGGUUGUGGGUUCGAUUCCCACGGGGGGCCAGUAUGAAAAAUGUAUGCACUCACUAACUGUAAGUCGCUCUGGAUAAAAGUGUCUGCUAAAUGACUAAAAAUGUAAAAUGUAAAAAUGCUGUGUUUCAGUUAAGAAAUCUCUGGAGAUUUCUCCUGUAGCGACAAUGUUUGGCCAAGCUUUUAGUUUUUUUUAGUUCAUAGUACUUGGACAUAAUCUCUUGCAGGCAGAAUUUACAGUAUAUUCUUAUUCAAACACUUGACAUGAACAUCACUGAUAGGUCUUUAAACAGUCUGCGUGGGAGGUGCUCAAUCCCAUCAUUCUGUGCAUGCGUUGUUUGAGUUCAAUCAUAUCUUUCAUGCUUUUAAGUACACUUAACUUAUCAUGUGAGGUUCUAGUGAUGAAAGAAAUGCUACUUUAUCUACAUUAUGGUUUUCCAUGGAGUAUAUUUCCAGUAUAAUUCACUGCUUUUCUUCUGUACAGGACCUGUCUGUGCUGGGGUGGUGGGUCUGAAAAUGCCCAGAUAUUGUUUAUUUGGAGAUACUGUCAACACAGCUUCUCGGAUGGAAUCGAAUGGAGAGGGUGAGUGUCAGAUUCGGAUCUCUGUUUUUCUAUUUUAGGGGAUGUCAGCGCUGUUAAAUAAAUAAGUAUUCUAACGAAAUGCGCCUGCAUGAAACAAUGUCACAUUCUAGAAUUCAAUUGGGAAAAAAAUACAUAUUUUUCAGCUGACACACACUAAGACUACUAAGUACUCAUUAUUUGUUAUUUGUGUGGUAUUUGCUUGGAUUUGGAUUUUGUUGUUCGUCCACCGAGUAUUCCCUGUUGUAUUGGGCUUAUGCAAUGGUGUUGUGAAAGACUGGCCAUUAUUUGUCUUGACUAAAUCUGACUAAUGUCUUGUGUCUGAGAAUCCAUGACCAUCCAAUUUAUAAAAAUUGUGGACUUGCUCUUUGCACAUACUUCCCUGUAAGAAACGUAAGCAUCAAGGGAUAGAUAAAGUAGCCAGGGAAUGGGAUAUUUAUAGUCAAAAGCAACAGACAGGAUGGAGGUUGUCAUCGUAAUUUAAGAGUGAUUAUCUGGACUGGCUUUACUGGCAGCUGUUCUUAACUGGUGUGGUGGUAGUGGGACCACUGGUGUUGUGCCAGCCAGGAUGUUUUGUGAGUGACUCAUCACAUUAUUGAUUAACCCACUCACUUCCUGCUCAUUUCCUGCUGUGUGCUUUCACGCCCAUUGAUAAAUAGUUAAUAACACUUAUACCAAUGUCACCAUAGUGAUAAACUGUAUACCAUAAAAUAUCCUAUAGUGGUUGGAAUCACCUCUGGGACUGCACUGUAAACAGUUAUUUCUAGGGACUACAGCACCAGGAAGGAUUUCACUGUUCAUUUCUACUUUUGACCACCUAACAUAGACAGAUCAUCCAUUUGGUUAACGUACAGUAUGUAUGUGUAUUGUAAUUGUUAUUGUCUACCCCAGUGCAUAUGGCAGAGGAUAAAUGCUUGUAUGUAUGCAACUCGGUGUCACUCCCUGCAAAGCACUCACUGUGAUUGUCUCUUGUCCCAUUUAUGUGUUUCACAGCCUUGAGGAUCCACCUCUCCUCAGCCACCAAAGAAGUGCUGGAUGAGUUUGGCUAUUUUGAUCUCCAGUUAAGAGGGGAUGUAGAAAUGAAGGUGAGGACACAAUGAGUAAUGAAUGUGUUGUUGUCAGCAUUAUCUGUAAUGGCUUCAUGUAUUCAGUAUUGUUGGAUAAAUGAAUAUGAAAGAAUGGUCAAAUGUGGUCUUGUGAUUCCCAUCCUGUUUAUUCUAUCUCUUUGUGGAAGAAUGCAUUGCAUGUCAGUAGAUUUGCAGCUCUGGGCCUCUCAGAUUACGAGUGUCGUAAAAAAAAGAUGGCCGUACUCUCCUGUCAAAAUGAAAGAGAACCAUCAAAUCCGGUUAUGUAGAGUAGUAUACUCUCUAGGGAUGUCAGAUGAGUUUUAACAGGCCCUGCAAAUGUCACCCUUUAAGGAAGAGCAACCCUUUUGUGUAUCCAUCACUCCCACUCGUCUCCAUUGAUGAGCCUAUUGAUUUCUGUGUUUUUCCAGGGCAAAGGCAAAAUGAGAACCUAUUGGCUUCAGGGGGAGAAGACUGAUGUGUACGUUAUCUGAGUGGCGCUGCUGAUAGCGUGUACCCACAUUGGAGCCAACCACAGAGGAGGCUACACAGUGGCACAGCCAGCCACUGCUUUAUUUGUUUUAGAAUAAGUCCUAAAGGUGAUUCCCUCCCAAAGUACGAAAAGAAGGGAUGUUUAAUGGUAUGUUUAAUACCUGUGUACGGUAACUGCAAAAAGUUGUAAAGAUGUUUUGUAUGGAUAAUCUUUCUGUCCUGAGAGUGAGUACUUCUCGAUGAUGAUCAAUUCUUAUUUUUUGUGCUUUCUAUAUAAAAAUUUGUAUAAUGUGUUUGGAAGUCAAUGAUGUAUUAAUAUGUCCAUACGGCGUUCAUAAUGGAUGGGGGCACAGUGUAAUGAUCAAUGUCAAUGCAGAGGUUAGUUCCACAGUGGUGUCAUACAGUACAAGAUGAUAUAUGUAUAUAUGUAUAUCCAAGAUAUUGUAAGAUAUUUUGUUCAAUAAACUGAGUAAAAUACAACAAA